This is a messenger RNA of Papilio machaon (common yellow swallowtail), 49098 nucleotides long. It is a transcript of the gene Msp300, whose product is annotated as nesprin-1. The transcript has 53 exons. Gene Ontology annotation, biological process: nuclear migration. Lineage: Eukaryota; Metazoa; Arthropoda; Insecta; Lepidoptera; Papilionidae. Gene Ontology annotation, molecular function: actin filament binding. Gene Ontology annotation, cellular component: cytoplasm; nuclear outer membrane; meiotic nuclear membrane microtubule tethering complex. The coding region runs from base 282 to 48692 and encodes 16136 amino acids. The record is from RefSeq and is a predicted model, not a curated record.
UCAGUCCAUCGCCAACUGCCGCCCCGACAUUCCCGAACAUCGCGACCGAACGCGCGCUAGCCGACGAAUCCGCUCGCCGUCGCCAUCGACACACCGCUCCGUGAAAAUUCAAAAAAGAACAAAUUCCAAAUUUGGGAACGCGUUCGUGUUAAAAGUGAAAACUUAUUUUUUUAUUGUCGUGUCAAAGUGACAGUGUGUGGUGGAUUUUCGAGUUUUUUUCCGUGAUACCGCGAUGCCGAUACGUGUGUGACACACCGGGUUGACUCGUCUCAAUCCUCGCGAUGUCGCAGCAACAGCACGGGAGGGGGCGCGCGAGGGCGCCUUCCCCCUCCUCGCUGCACUAUCGGCCCCCCUCGCCCUGGGCUCCAAGCCCUCCGCCUCUCAUCUCCGGGCCGCGCCACUCCACCGCGCUAGUCUCCCCGCCUCCGGUGCAGCCCUCCCCGAAACCCUUCCGUCCGCUCCACUCUCCCCAUUUCCGACCUCACUCUCCCUCCCCGAGCUCUCACUUUUCCAUCUCCCCCUACCCUAUGUCCCCGACCCUCGGUCAGAGUCCCGAGUACUACUACUCGUCCCCAUACGAACCGAUUCGGGAAUACGACUACGCGGGUCCGGAACCCCCGCCGCCGCCGCGACCUAUGAUCUUCGAGGAGGAGGAAGAGGAUCGCGGCCCCUCCACCGCGGAGAUCAUCGCCAACCAGUCGCAGGAAGGCUACGUGGACGAAAAGCUCGCGGAAUAUCAGGCCACCAUUCAACUCCUACAAGAUGAGCAAGAACGAGUGCAGAAAAAGACUUUCGUUAACUGGAUCAAUUCACAUUUGUCAAAGCGCAUUCCACCGCUUCGUAUCGACGAUCUAAUCUACGACCUGCGCGAUGGCACCAAACUGCUGGCGCUGCUCGAGGUGCUCUCCGGGGAGAAGCUGCCAAUGGAGCGUGGCCGCGUCCUCCGGCGCCCACACUUCCUGUCCAACGCGAACACGGCGCUGCGUUUCCUUGCUGGCAAACGCAUCAAGCUGGUCAACAUCAACGCUGCAGACCUAGUGGACGGCAGACCAGCCGUCGUCCUUGGACUCAUCUGGACCAUCAUACUAUACUUCCAGAUCGAAGAGAACAGUCGAGCGCUGGAGUACCUGGGCGGGUCUCGCUGCGCGUCUGUGCUUUCGCAAGAGUCGGGCGCCGCAACACCUACACACCGCGCUGAGGAUCGCUGGAAGCAAGGGGCCAAGAAGACGCUGCUGCAAUGGGUCGCCAAUGCACUACCUAAAGACUCGAACAUCCAAGUGACAGACUUUGGUCCAUCGUGGCGGGAUGGUAUCGCUUUUCUCGCGAUCAUCGACGCCAUCAAGGCGAACCUCAUCAACUUGGCUGAGAUGAAGAGGAAGACCAACCGACAGCGGCUGGAGCACGCCUUCGACGUGGCCGAGAACGAGCUGGGCAUUGCCCGUCUCCUCGACGCCGAAGACGUAGAUGUGGACAAACCAGACGAGAGAUCGAUCAUGACCUACGUAGCACAGUUCUUACACAAAUAUCCGGAACCCAAGACGACAGGACCGGACGCCGUCGCGGCGGUCCAGGAGGAGUACGAAUCCUUGAGGAUGUGGCUGACGGAGCGCGUCACUAUUGUCCAGAGACAAUACGACACGCGGACUUUAUCGCGGAAUUACGAGGACUAUGUCCGUGCCGAAAACGAGCGGCUCGCCAGAGAGCCAAUAUAUCAGAAACUCGAGAAGCUCAUGUAUACGCAGAGCCUGGUGGCGAUAGCACCCAAAUCGUGGCGCGAGCUUGUCUCUCUCUGGAUCGAGCUGGAGAGACUUCACAGAAGAUGGCUUUGGCUGUUAGACUCGGAUCUGCCCGGAGACUUCAGGGCUGUCGGCGAAUGGUUGGCUAGAGCCGAAUUCCUUUUAUAUUUUGACGAAAUCCCGAAUAGCUUGGAUGAACGAACCGCGGCUCUUAUUAGCGAGAAGUUAGAGGAGCACACGUCUUUCUUCGCCGAACUCAUCGAAGUCGCGGCCAGGUUCGAAGCGGCAUUAAGGUCUCCGGACGCCGCUAGGAUACCGACCGAAAGGCUUCACGAUAUGAAGGAGCGUCUUGAGACUGUCAGUCGCAGAGCUCCCCAGAGGAAAGCUCGCUUAAAAUAUCUAGAACACAAAUGUUGUAUAGUGGCUUUCACAGAACUUACAAAAGCAAAAUUAGCAACUUGGACCGCAAAAUGCGGUAAAGUUGAACACGUCCGUGCCUUAUUAGAUGACUAUGACAAUUUCGUAACUAAAAACAAGAUUUUCCAAGAAUUUGACAAAGCCUACGUUGACAUCAAGCAAGUAGCAGAUGAAUACAAGCGAGUGUGUGAAGUAGAUAGAACUGAAGCGAGAGAAAUUGACGGAUUCUUGAGAGAAAUUUCGGAGACUUGGAGAAGGGUAGCCUCCGACGUGAGAUGCGCACGAAGCGUGCUCGAAGAGGUGAUCGCUCACUGGGAGAGGUGGACUGUACUAGUGGAAGAGUUUACUACUUGGUUAGACAAAGCUCAACAUAUGUUAAGAGUAUCCGAAGACGAGGGUUUGGAAUUCUUCCACGAUCUAACGGUUUGGAAAGAGAAACACCAGCUUUUAGGUGAGACAGCUGGAUUUUUGGCUGCGACAUGUACCGAAGAAAUAAGUUCAGAGGUCAAGAGAAAAUACGUGGAGAUCACAGAAAGAUGGGAACGCGUAUGGGAUGAGGCCGAGCGGUACGUUCGCGGUGGAGACGCUCUCCGGCACCGUCGCGAGCUGGCGUCAGGCAUUCAGAAGUUGGACAACUGGCUGGCCAGCGCCGAAAACCUGCUGUCUCGACAGCCGCGCGCCAACACUGCAGAGAUACAAACCUACAUCGACAAGUUGGUGCAGCUCAACUCUGAAAUAGAACAUCAUGAAGAAUUAUUUAAAACUAUUAGCAGGACCUUCCAAAACGCAAUUGCGGACCUGCCUCGCGACGAGGUCGAGUCAAAUAUGACGAAAUUAAAGCAGCAGAAGGAGGCGCUGGUCAGAGUGCGGGCCACAGUGCCUGUCAAGCUGCACCAAUAUCGACAGCUGCUCGUGCAGCACGAGUCUCUGGAGAGCGGCCAGAAGGAGAUCGGACAGUGGCUGGACAAGGCCGACGAGCUGCUAAGGACCACCACUGAGACAAGAAGAGAAGUAAUAGAAGAACGUUACGAGGUGCAUCGAACGUUCUUUUCCCGCACGACCUACUACCGCUCAAUGCUGGAAAGCAAGAACAAGGUGUUCCAAAACAUUGUCAGAGCCGCCGACGUCGACCGCAGCGCCGACGUCACCGACCAAGUACGGUUAAUGAAGGAUUUAAAUGAUAGAUUUGCGCACAUAUCUUCGGAGGCUACACGAAGAGAAUCAGAGCUACAGCGUCUUGUGCGAGCCUGGGAUGAGUUCGAAACAAAGAAACGUGCAGUUGAAGAAUGGGCGUCAACAGCCGAAGCUCUACUAUCCGACAAAAGAGUGGACUCAAAACAGGCUGUUGACUUCCACAAGAGAUUUUUCCAGGGUGCUGAUGAGAGAGCUGUGUCGGAGCUCGUUCGUUCUGGCCGGGAGCUAAUUGAGCUUGUGAAUGCAGAGGACAGGCCCCAUGUUGUGCAAACAGUAGAGGAAUUGCAGCGGCGCUGGAAGGAGCUGUUGGACCGAGCGCCCCCACACCUCAUGCGACUUGAGUUCCGUCUGGAUGAAACUGUAUUCCAUCAUUGUAUUAAAGAUAUAGAGAAAGAACUUGUUUAUGAGGAGCAGGCCUACAACCAAAGUGACGAUGCGGAUGGUAUUCUUAUCAGAAACGAAAUGUACUUCCGUAACCAAGGCAAGGUAAUGCAAGUGGAACAAUGCCUUCAGAAUCUUAAGAAGAUCUCAACGAGUUACACACAACAAACAGGAGACACUACGUUAGAUGAAGAGGUGCGCAAGUGCGAGCAGCAAUGGGAAUCGACAGUCCACAGAGUAGAACAUUUCAGACAACAGUUGCAAAGAAUUCCUGCGAAAUGGGAUGCGUAUAGAGAGAAAUUCCAAGAGAUGGAAAAGUGGAUGGACCAUGUUGAUAAGACAAUGGAUAGUAUUGUCAGAGAAGUGGAUUCUGCUGAGGCAUUUGAAAGAGAGAAGACUAUAUUCCAGAACAUCUGCCGCGAGGCCGACAAGAAGCGAGAAGACAUGAAGUGGUUAGUGCAAACAUUAGAUAUGCUCACACACCACUGCUCCGAGAUGGAGGCACAGGAUGAACAGAUCAAACUAGAAAAUCUCAUACAGAGAUACAAAAAUCUAAUACCAACCAUUGAAAUAACUAUGAUAAAGACGGAAACAUAUACAAGGUGUUAUACGUAUAGACGUGAAGUCCAUGAAGUGAUCUGUAUAUUGGAAAGUGCUCAGAAGCAGGCCAUGGUAGAACCCGAGCCUCAAUCACUGCAACAAGUGGAGCAGCUGGUGCUUGAGCAACAAGCCGCAGUACAGAAGUUAGAUCGCCAUCGUCCUUCUGUAAUGUCGAUGCUGCAACGCGGUAAAGAACUUAUUAAAGAUGCUAAUGCCCCAGCAUUUGUAAGAGAAGACGUAAGGAACUUGGAAACCGGCUGGAAUACGGCCUACGAAACUUCAACAGACCGCCUUUAUAAGCUACGUGAUACUCAAAAGGUUUGGUCCAACUAUGAAUACCAGAAAGAGGAGUUGCUAUCAGAUAUCGACAAAAUUGAGAACUAUGUCGCGCACCCCGGCUUAGAAUUGGGCGUCACAAAUAUUAGCCGUGAACUACAUGAAACAAAAGUUAUCAAUGAUGACAUUGAAAAAGCUAAGAAAGAAAGGCUUCCGCAGUUGCAGCAGGCGUACGCUCAACUACAAUCACUUACAGCUAACAAACCAAAACCUGUUAUCGAAAAAGACUUGGAAACUAUCGAAAGAAAAUUGGAAAGAGUUCAAGAUGAAGUUCAUACGAAAGUCGAACAUCUGGAGAAAUUUAACGAGGAGUGGGUUAAAAUUGAGCGUAAAUUGGAACAUGUUCGUGAAUGGAUCAAGAAGGAAAGUCCGGCUUUGAUAUCUGAAAUACGUUCGGAUAACAUUUCCCCAGAGGAGAGAGUCGAGAAGUCGCAAAGCUUGCAGAAAGUAAUCGCAGAAAAGUUACAUGUUAUCAAAAAUGUUGCGGAUCAGGGAACAAAAUUGGCCGUUGAACAUCGUGUCCAGGACGCUAAUAGGCUUAAAGGUGAAGUCGCUCUACUAGAGAAAAUGAUGGCCGACUUGCAGCGCUCCACAGAACAUCAGACUAAAGUGGUCGAGCAUGACCUCGCGAGCUGGCAGAAAUAUCAAAAAGGUGUUGCCGAAAUCAAACCAUGGAUUGAAGAGGCGGAGAUUAAAUUGGGCACUGUACCCAAGCCGUCCACGUUACCCGAAGCUCAGCAACUGCAACAACAAUCAAGGGCUUUAAUCACAGAUUGUGAAAAGCAAUUAAUGAAUUUGCAAAUUCUCUCCAGUGUUAGUCAUCAAUUAUCAGGAAAAACUAGUGCCCCUGACGAAGUGGACGCCAUUCACUCACGCUGGGCUGUCGUUCACGAUCAAGCCGACCAGUGGAACAACAAACAGGAAAAACUUAUUGUUAAUUGGGAAAACUUUGAGCGGGAAGCAGAAAAAAUUGAAGGUUGGAUAGAAAACGGUGAAAAAAUGUUGAGUAGCCGUAACAUAACAGUCGAGUCACCGCAGGUGGAAAAAUUGGACAGAGAAUUAAAUAAACUCAAAUCAUUCGGCAAUGAAAUUUCGCAGCAGCAAGCUAAAAUUAUUUCUUUAUCACAGACGUGCGAUAACAUUUGCCAUAACAUUCAACCGGAGGGUGCAACUUUAUUGAAAAACAAAGUGUCCGAUAUAAAGGAUCGUACUAAUACGCUCGCGGAAACUGUGCGAAGUAAAAUAAAUGAACUUUCAGAUAAGAUCAUUGUCCGCCAAGAAUUUUUGACUAAACUGCAUAACUUUGACAAUUGGAUCAACGACUUCAGAAGAAAAACAGAAAGCUUUGAUCAAGUAGACGCUACUAAAGUUGAACCAUCACUACAAUCCAUGCACGUUCUGCUGCAGGAGCAUGCAGCUAAGGCUCCUGAAUUUGCUGAUAUUUACAACGAAGUUAAAAAUAUGACUCUUACAUCACAUCCUGAAGAAUCUCGUACUUUAAGUGACACAUAUUCAAACAUUGCGGAGCAUUAUCAGUUGAUCGAAUCAAAUAUUCAACAAAAUAAAGCCAUAUUGAAGAAGUGGUCUGAUUUGCUAAAUUGGUAUGAAGAUACAAAGCAACAGUUAGGUCACAUUCAGUAUCAAAUUGAGGGACCAAAACUUACACCUGAGAGCUAUGAAGUUUUGCGCCAAGAACUUGUCAAUGUUAUAACAAAAAUACCGGAGAUGAAGAGCAAUGUUGUUCUGUUAGAUGGACCAUCAAAGGUCAAGGUUACUGAUCAAAAUACAGGCAGAAUAAUUUCGCCGAUAAGUUUAGUAAAAGAAAUCGAAGUUAAAGCCGAGGCUUUGCUUAAUCAAGUUACAUCCAAAAGAGACUUGGUACAGAAAGUUGGUGCGAGGUGGGAUAAAUUUAAUUCACAACAUCAAGCCGUAUCAGAAGUUUUACACAAUGUUCAAUCAACUUUAAAUGAAAUGGCUCAAAAACCAGUACCAUUGACAGAAGCUGCAAUUCAAGAUUUAUCAGAGCAGCUGGAUACUCUAGACACGGAGCUUAAAGAGAAACAACCUGUUAGAAAAGAGCUCCGCGAGGAAGGUUUACAUUUGAUGAGAGAAGAUCAACCUAACAUGGGAACGAUACAAAAUUCACUGUCAGCGGCUGACCAUAACUGGGAUCAAGUAGUUAAUACCGUGCGUGAUACCAAGAAUAGGUAUAUUUUAUUGUCAUCAACACUACAAGAAUUAAAGAACUUUACUGUGGCAUUUGAUAGAGAGAUGAGCAGAGCACAGCAAUUACACAGCGAGUGCAAGGAUGCACCGAACGACUAUGUACAGACCGCUCAAGCUUUGGAUAAAGCAAGAAAAUCUUAUGAAAUACUUAAGCGAUCUAAGGGUUUGUUAGAUCAAAUGGAUGUUAUCAAACAAUCAGUUCUAAAACAAGCGUCCACAUUAGGAGGUUUUGACACUAGUCCUUUGGAAAAUGCAUUCUUGGAAUCCCAAACACAAUGGGAAAAAGAAAAUGAUGCCAUCAUCAAAAGAAUUCAAGACUUGGAAUCUCAACUUCUUGUGUGGCGACAAAUUGAUGACACGAAGAAUCAAGUUGUAACUUGGUUAAGUGAAACUGGACAAAAUUUGUCAAACGCCUGUGAUAAUUUAGAAAUUAGGUUUGGGCAAAAUCAUCUUACAAAGUACAAAGAAGAAUUACCGAUAUACACAGGACUUAAGAACAGUAUAAAAGCUAAGUGCGAACAGAUAACUAAUCUAAAUAAAAAUAUUCCUACGGGUCAAGUUUCUUCGAUCAUUGAUUACCUCGAUAACGAAUUCGAAGCUUUGCAAACGCUGGCUACUAAUUUAGAAAGCGCAGUGUCGUCCUUAGAGUCUAAAGAAAACAAAUUAAAGGACAAGAUAAAACGCCUGUCUGACAAUAUUAGCAAAAUUCGGGAUGAUAUUAUAAAAUGCGACGACAUGUCUGGUGAUAAUUCCAAGAUUUUAGAUCGUUUAAAGAAAUGCCAAGCUUGUAAAGUUGAAUUACAAAACCUAAGCGAAGAAAUCGAUAACCUCUCUCAAAACGUCUCUGAAAUGAACGCCAAUUAUCCAGGUUUUUACGAAUCACUGGUGCCUAAAGAACUAAGCACCUUACAAAAGAGAUUUGAAAGCGUUUUAGUUCAUGCAAAUAAAACCGAAAUAACUCUUCUAACAUUCCUGCAAAAGCUUUUUACUGAUAAACUCAGUAUGUUUAAUAGGAAUUUGAAGAUUUUAGAUGAUAAAACAAGAUGGUGCGUUCCUGACGUGUCAAGUGACAAAUACAAUUUGGAAGUUAAAGCCGCUGCUCUCGCUGACGUUGAAAGUGGGAUUGCUGAUUGCAAGCAGAAAAUUACGGAAUUAAAGGAAGCUUGUGAAAUAUUACGCGUAGUGGCUGAACCGGCAACAGCACAAGAAGCAGCAAUUCAGACAGAAAAAGCUCAAAAAAAUCUGAAUGUCUUAACCUCCAAUUGCGAAGAAAUCAAAAACAGUUUACAGGAAAAUAUAGAAGCAUGGCAAGAAUAUGAAGCAUUAUUAGAAAAUGUGUCCGAAUGGUUGAAAGAAAAAGAAAAUUUAGUAAGACAAGAGGCUGCGAAUCUACUAGACGCUAAUCACAUACAGGACAAAAUAACUGAAAUUGAAAAACUUUAUAACGAUGUGCAGAAAUAUGGAGAUGAAGUAAAUAAACUUACUGAAAUCGGAGAUAAGAUAUUAUCUCGUAAUCCUGAAUCCCGAGUAUCGCAAUAUAUUAACCACUUAGCAAGCAGAUAUCAAGCCGUCAGCAAGUUUGUUGAUAAUCAUUUAAAUAGAUUAAAAGAACUCAAAAACAAUAAGGAAAAAUACGACAAGUCAAUUGUGGAAUUUAAGAAUUGGCUUUCUGAUGCCAAUGCGAGGAUAGCAGAUUUGGCAGCUAUGAGUAAACACGCAAAACCAUCAGCGGCUGAUUUAGCACAAGUAAAGAAAUUGAGUGAAAACAAAGAUUUGGGUCAAAAAUUGCUUAAUAAUGCAAUCGAAUCUGGAGAGGCCUUAUUCAGUGGAAUCAAUCCAGAAGGUCGAGAACAAAUUCGUAAUGAACUAAGAGCAUUAAGAGAUUACUUUGAAAAUUCUGUCGAUUCACUGAAUAAUGUUAUUAAGGAUAUAGAAACAACAAUAAACAAGCGAUCAUCCUUUGACGAUACUUUUAAUCAAGUACAGAAAUGGAUAAGUGACAAAGAAAACGAAUUAGGUGAUUUCAAGUUAUGCGCUACAUUGCCUGAAAAGAAGGCGCAACUCCAUGCCAAUAAGAUUUCACUUCAAGAAGUAGAGCUUCAUGAAUCAAUGCUUACUCAGCUUACGGAAAAAAUCAAGUUAAUGCCAGAUGAAGAGGCAGAAAAGAGUCUGUCUAAGACUAUUGAAAGAUACAGAGAAAUGUCGAAAGAGCUUGCAAAGAGAAUAGCUACAUGUGAGCGUCACGUUGUAGAUCAUGAAAAAUACGUGCAAAUGUUCGAAGAUUCUCGUGAUAGACUUAACCACAUCGUUGCAGAAAAUAGCAUGCUGACAUACAGUGUAGUAACGCAAAAAGAUGAUGUUGACUCUAAGAUUUCAGCUAUAGAAAAAAUCACAUCGCAAGGACCAAAUAUUCAAAAUAUUCUAGACGAACUAAAAUCACAACUACAUAUUGUCUUAGAAAAUACGAGUCCAAACGGCCAUCCCGUCCUUAUAAGUGAAUAUGAACAAUUAAAGGCAACUUGGACGCAAUUCGCCACGCAAUGUGAAGAACAAGACAAGAAACUCAAAGAUAUGUUGAAGCAAUGGAAUGAGAGCCAAAAAACUUUAGAUGAACUUGAAGAAUGGCUGAAAGUAAAAGAAAACCAAUUAAGAGAUCAAAGUCUUAAAAAUAAUCUCGAGGCUAAAAUAGGCCAUUUGCGAAAAGUGAAAGAAAUACGAAACGAGUUGGCCUCAAGAAGUGGGGAUUUCACAGAUUUAACCAGCAAUAAACAAAGUGUAACAAGUGAAUCGGAACUCACAAAUAAGACAUCUAAAUUAGCUACUCGGUACCAUACACUAAAUAAUCUUGUGAACGAAAUUAUUUCGAAAUAUGAAGUAUUUGUAGCUGAACAUACUGCCUUUGAGAAAGAUUUUAACGACAUGGAAAGCUGGUUGAUGAAUAUGCUCGGAGAACUACAAGAUUUGAAUGAAAUAGUCGGAGAUUACGCUGUCUUACAAGAAAAACAAAACAAAGCUAAAGAGCUUUAUGAAACUAGAAACAAAAAGACUCCUGCAUUUGAAGAAUUCCUUAGUUUGGGUGAAAAGUUAUACGCACACACAAGUCCCGACGGCAGAGAAGUGAUACGCCAAAAAAUUAGAAAGAUAAGGACUCUCUGGGACACAUUCGGUGACAAUUUCCAAGAAACAGUUAACAAACUUGAUCAAUGUCUCUUACAAUUUUCUGACUUUUCAUUAGCUCAAGAGCAGUUGACUAAGUGGCUGAAGGACGUUGAAAGAGCAAUGCAGCGUCACACUGAAUUAAAAGCUUCUUUAGAAGAAAAGAAGGCUCAGCUACAGAACCAUAAAUUAAUGCACCAGGAAAUUAUGACUCAUCAGCAGCUUGUCGAGUCGGUUUGUGAUAAAGCUCAACAGCUAGUUGACCAAACACAUGAUGCAUCUUUAAAUGUAUAUUUGCAAUCAAUCAAACAAUUAUUCCAGAAUAUUGUAACCAAAUCGCAAAACUUACAGGACAAUUUAGAAGAUUGUGUGAAACGCCAUGAAGAUCUUGUACGCCUUAUUCAACAGUUUAAAGAGUGGUUAAGUUCGCAAUCAGAAAAAGUACUCGAUUGUGAAAAUGCUACUGGAGAAAAACCCGAGAUCAUCAGAAAGUUGCAGGCUGUUACAGCUCUCAAGGACAUUGAAAAGAUCGGAUCUCAUAAAUUAGAUGAAAUUCAAAGCAUAUUUACAUCAGUAAGUAAGAGUACAUCGGAAGCUGGUAAUGCCGCAAUUAAAUCUGAAAUCGAUAAUUUACACGACCAACUACGUAAAGCUAUUGAUAGUAUAGGAUCUUCAGAACAAAAACUGAAACACACUUUGGAUAUUUGGAACAAAUUUGAUUCUUCCAUUGAAGAUAUUUCUGAAUGGUUAAAGGACAUGGAAACGAAAUGUCGUGAUCAAGCACUCUGCUCUACAUUACAAGAAAAAGAGGCACAGUUACAAAGAUACGUUGAUCUCCGUAAUGGUAUUCACGCUAAAGAAAAAGAAAUCGAUUCUUUUGUGGACGACUCACAUAAUCUCAUUCAAGUAAGUGGUGUGGAGAGGCUCAAGCCUCUUGUGACCCAAGUAAGUAGCCGAUAUCAACAGUUGCAUGUAAUUUCAAAGGAAAUUGUAAAUCAUUGGUCUGAAGUAGUAAACGACCAUAAAAAAUAUAUUCAGCUACGUAACGAAUUUGACGCAUGGCUAAAACCUUUAGAAGAACAACUUUCACAAAUGACAACAAAAGAAGAUAAACUGAGUAUUGAAAGCAAAGGAAGCAAGUUACAAGUGUUCUUGCUUGAACGAGAUAACGGCGAACAUAAAAUUGGAAUUUUGACCACAGCAGGUGACAAAGUUUUACCCGAAACCGCCGCAAACGGCAGGGAAGUUGUUCGAUCCGAAAUCCGGGAUUUGAGAGAAAGAUGGGAUAGACUAAAUGACAGCAUAUUGCAACAACAAAAAGAAUAUGAAUCUCAAACAUUACAGUGGUCUAGUUAUCAAGAAGUAUUACAACAGACAUUAUCUUGGUUAGAUGAAAAAGAAAAGUUAGUCGAAGGCGAGGAGAAAGCUGUAUUGAAUUCAGCGCAAGAAAUUAAAUCGAGACUCCUUAAAAAUAAAACAUUGUUACAAGAAAUAUAUUCCCAUAAACGGGUUAUUGAGACUGUAACUGAAAAAGCUAAAAGUGUAGCUUCUUCGUUGCAUUCUGGCAAAGAACAGAGUGACGAAAUGACGUCAAUUAUUCAAUCGGUUUGGGACAGAUAUAAUACGUUAACUAAUAGGUUGUCGGCUGUCAUUGACAAGCACGAAACUACAUACGAAAUCUACCAACAAUUUGCGGACCAACAGAAAUCAUUACAAGAUUACCAAAAACAUCUGUGGGAUCGCUUGCAUCUCUUAUCCGACUUUACUGGAAAUAAAGCUGCACUUCAGGGCAAGUUAAAUAAACUUCAAGAAUUACUUGAUGCUAUUCCAAACGGCACCAACAAGUUGAAAAUUUUGUCAGAUCUUAUAGAAAGUAAUAAUGAGAAAUUAUCUCCUAGGGGUAAAGACGCUAUGUCACGUGAAUUAAGUCUUCUCAGAGCUGAUCUAGAAAAGUUUACUACGACUGUUCACGAUGUAAAGCGCGGCAUUGAAGACAAAAUACAGCAAUGGAUCGAAUUCGAUAGCGCAAACGACCGUCUUCAGCAUUGGCUAAGUGAUACUGAAAUGAGCCUGAAAACCUAUACACCCAAAGCUACUUUGGAGGAGAAAGUUGAUCAACUUAAUAAAUAUCAGGAUUUAUGUAAGGCAAUUGAUUAUCACGAGAACGAUUUGAAUGUGGUCAUACGUUUGGGUGAAGCCUUGGACCAAGCUAUUCUAGCUAAUCUUAAAAAGACAGAAAAUGACGUUGAUAAAUUAACUGAUGAGUUCAGUGAUCUAAUCGAAAAUUGUAAUGACACUAGAAUUACAAUGAAUCUCCAACAAAUGACCUCGCGUUUCCAAUCCGUGCAUUCCACGGCUAAAGAACUCGUAAAGAAAUGUCAGCAGGCAGUAAAUGAUCACACCGCAUACCAGGAUAAGUAUAACCAAUGCACCGAUUGGAUUAAGACCGCUCAAUUGAAGUUUGAAGAGUGCCAGAAGAACUUGUCAAAUACUCCUGAUGGAAUCAACGCGAAACGAGAAAGUCUAAAUGAGUUACUAAGCCAACAACGAAACGCAACACUUUUAGUAAACAACACAGUUGAGCUCGGAGAAAAGUUAUAUCCUUCGACGUCACCAGAGGGAAAAGAGUUAAUAGAACAACAAUUACAAGACAUCCAACAGGCAAUAGACAACUUAUUCGAAAAUAUUAGUAAGGCUGAAAGAAACUUGGACUCCGAACUCAGUAAGUGGUCAUCGUUUGAAGACAAUUUGAAAACAGUUCAGCAGUGGCUGACACUCGCUGAAAAGAAUCUUCCUAAAGACAUUGAAUUAAAGGCAACAUUGGAUGAAAAACGUAAUCAAUUAAAUGUAUAUAGAAAUUACCUGCAAGACGCAAUUGCCCACCAACAAGACAUUACCGAUUUAGAGAGUCGAGCUCAAAACUUGCCUGAUGUUACUAAAGAUAUUUCAAAAGAAAUUAAUCAACUUAAACAAAGACAUGAAGCUAUAUUAGCAAGAGCGAAAUCAUUCGUUGAACAAUACGAAGCUAUUGUUAAUAACCAUCAACAAUAUACUAAAGCGGUCAUGGAUCUACAGGAAUGGGUAGAAGCAACGCAUAAUACUGCUCAAUUAUGGGGAGAUGUGAAUUUAGAAAGAGUGGCUUUAAGCAGUAACUGUGAAAAGUUGAAAUCCUUGCAACUUAAUUUACCGGAAGAAAAGAAUCGUAUCGACAAGAUACGUUCGUUAGGAGAGAAUGUUUUACCUGGCACUAUAAGCAGUGGACAAGCUAACAUCAGAAAUCAAAUUGACGCUUCUCACCAAGAAUGGGAGGGAUUGGUUUCUUUCAUCAAUAAAACAAUUGAAGGUUUGGAAAACAAGAUUCAGCAAUGGAAUGAAUAUGAAAAUAUGAAGGAUCAAUGUUUGGCUUGGAUUAGAAAUACGGAUAAUCAAAUACAUGCAGUUGACCUCAAAGCAACAUUAGGAGAAAAACAAGACCAAUAUAAGCAAUUCCUGGAACUUCAAGGAGAGGUUCGUGCAAAAGAACUUGAAAUUGAUAACAUUACAGAAAAAGCGCAGCAUCUUUAUACUGGAAUGCUAGGUCCGCGAGGAUCGCAAAUAUCUGACCUUACUGUAAAAUACCAAACAUUAUCUCAAAAAGUAAAAGAUUUAACCAACAGAUGGCAGCAAUAUGUAAAGACACAUCAAGAGUUCACUAGCAAUGUCGCGGAGUGUUCUCAAUGGAUCGAAGAGUUCAGAGAUAAGCUAGAUUUUUGUGCAGAUUUAAGUUCGGCCACGCAAGAUGACUUGGAAACAAAACUAGUCCUUAUUCAAAAUCUAUUGUUAUCGAAAGAUGAAGGAUUUACUAAGGUGCAAUCAUUGGUAGAGCUAGCACAGAACGUAAUGGCUAAUACCGCACCUCCUGGACACGAAGCCAUAAAUAACGCCUUGGUUACGCUACAGGAACAGUGGUCAGCGUUAUUAUCGAGAAUGAUUGAGACUAAAAAUAUAUUAAAUGACUCUGUUACAAAAUGGGCUGGAUUUUUGGAGCAAAUUCAGUUUGUCGAUAAGAGUAACGCUUGGCUUGAAAGUAUGUUGUCAGAGUUAACGCCAUUCGAAAGUUCGAUGUCAGAUAAACGAGCUCAACUUGAGAAACUUAAGGAAGUCGAGGAAAAAGCACGGUGCGAUCGUCUAGACGUUGAUACAAUGAAGGCUAAGGCUGCUGAAAUGAUCGCGAGUGGUCAACAAAAUCAAACUGCUACCAGGGCUCAAGAGGCUCUUAACAAGUUUGAUUCUCUUUAUGAUAAAAUCAAAAAACUACUUUCAGACCGUGAGGAACAAUACAAAGACCAUCGUUUAUACAAAGAGGCGCACGAUGAACUUAUUCAGUGGUUGGGUAGAGCUAGAGAAAAAGUUCCAUCCUUAAAAUCAAAACCGCUGAGUGAUAAGUUAGCCAUCGAGAAUGCCGUAACACCGUUAGAUGCGUUAAUUAAUAAGCAAGCUCAAGGAGAACUAUUAUUAGAACACUUGCAGCAUACUGGUGAAGUAGUCUUAGCUAGUACAUCGCCUGAAGGACAGACGGUAAUUAAAAAUGAAAUGAAAGCUCUUAAAGAAAGCUUCGACGACCUCUUUAACGAAAUCAAGCAACAAAAGACUCAAUUGGAAAAUACCAUAAGUCAGUGGCGAGAGUAUAAAGAUGAGUACGAAAGGCUUUCCGACUGGUUGCAACAAAAGGAAAUUCUUAUUAAAAAUCAUAAAGUAGCUCUACUUGGAACGGCAAAGGAAAAGGGAGGUCAAGUCAAUGAAGUUAAAGAAAUUGUUGAUCAGCUGCAUAAGGGCAAGGUUGAUAUCGAAAAAUUCAAUUCCUCAGCGGCCGGCCUAUUAUCUUCACAUCUCGACACGUACGUUAAUAACCAGUUACGUCAUCUCAAUUCGAGAUAUCAAGUUCUUAUCAACAUGGCUAAUGAUGUUCUGAAAAAAGUAGAAACUAACUAUGAGCAGCACCAAACGUAUGACGAUAACUAUGUAAAGACGAAGAAAUGGAUCGACGACGCUUGGGAAAUCACACGUAGCGGUAGUGAAGCUGGAAGCAAUAGUAGCAAAGAGGCCUUACAAAAACGUCUGGAACAAAUCGAAGAUCUUUUGAAGCGUCGCGAGGAAGGCCAGAAUCUCGUUCACGCUACUAUCAAUAGCGGAGAAAAAGUUUUAAGAAAUACUCGAUCAGACGGUAAGGACAAGAUAAACACGGAACUUAAAGAAUUACAAAGCGAGUGGGACCGUCUGGUGAAGAAAAUGACAACAGCAAAGGUUCAUCUUGAGACUGCCUUGCUACAAUGGGCGGAUUAUAGCUCUAGUUAUUCUCAGUUGCAGCAGUGGAUUUCCGACAGAGAGGCAAAACUACAAGAAGUAUGCGAACAAAAGGUCGCCAAGUCUAAAAAGGGGCAGGAUCGUGUAGCCGGUCUUACCACCGGUCUAAGCCUCGGUGAAAGAAAAGCAACACUCCGUCAAACAAACAAUAUUGUACAAGAUAUUGUUUCCUUUGAACCAAUGAUACAGUCUGUAACUUCCAAGGCUUCAGAGUUGAUGCAGCAAGCUCCGGCGUCUGAAAUUACUAGCAAAUACGAGACCCUGACAAAACAGGCUAAAGAUUUAUAUGAAAAACAGAAGGAGACAGUGGAACAACAUCAAGCAUUUAUUGACGCCGGUACAGACUUUGUCCAAUGGAUAAGAGCCGCCAAGGAAAGACUAGGAAAGUGUUCCGAUGCAACCGGAGAUAAAGAAUCUUUGAGCAGCAAAAUAUCACAGCUUAAAGUGUUAGAAAGUGAACUUCCCGAUGGCCAAAAGAAACUACAAAAGGCCCUCGAGCUUGGUGAAAUUUCUUGCGGUCUAGCGGACGAGGACGACCGCGAGGAGAUCGAGGAAGAAGUGGCUCUCUUACAAGAAGAGUUCGAUACCUAUGUAGAGCAAUUAAACAACACGAAGGCCCUAAUAGAGGGAGGUAUCGUCAAGUGGACAGAAUACGAAGAACAAUACAAGGAAGCCUUGGACUGGUUGUCGAAGACUGAGAAACUCGUACAAUCUUUCAACAAGCUGCAGAACAACUUAGAACAAAAGAAAGUCGUUCUUGAAGAGUUCCAGGGUCACCUUCAAACACUAUUCGACUGGCAAGCGGAGUUGGACAAACUGAACAUGAGAGCGCAGACUCUGCUGGAGACGUGCGCUGACACGAGGAUCUCUAAUGGAAUCACUCAGCUCACCACCAAGUACAACGCCUUGCUCUCACUUGCGAAGGAGGUGAUGAAGAGACUAGAGCUGCAUUACCAGGAACAUCAACAACAUAACGCUCUGUAUGGUGAAUGUCAAGACUGGUUAGACAGGACUCGAGAGAAGCUCAACCAGUGCGCCGAUAUACCCAACAAUCUCCAAGAAGUCAACAAUAAGCUGAACACGAUCAAACUUCUGCGCCAAUCAUUGGAGCAGGGCCAGAACAAGCUGAGGUAUCUUCUAGAACUGAAGGAGAAGGUGAUAAUGAACACUGAGCAAGCUGGCGCCGCCAAGAUCCAAGAAGAUACGGAUAAUUUGAAACAAGAAUUCGAUAAACUGAUCGCUGAUCUGCAAGAUGUGAGGAACAAGUUGACCAGCAGAGCUUCGCAGUUUGAUGAUAUUUCCAAAAUUCACAAACUCCUCGUCGAAUGGCUUGACGAUAUUGAUCAGAAAAUCCAAUCAGAUGACUCUCUUCUCAAUGACCUGUCAGAAAAGAAGGCCAAAUUAGAAAAGUUUAGGACCUUCAAUCGAGACAUUGACUCGCACAAAGAUUUGGUCAACAAACUCAAUGAAAAGCUUCAAGAAGAUGUUUCACUUAAAUCCAAAGAUAUUGAAGAUAGUCUGCAUAGAUAUGGAGAUAUAAAGAAGACUGUUAGUGAAGUGAUUGGCAAACUGGAAGACUACGUAAAUACGCACAUACAAUACAAGGAAUCUUACGACAAUUUCUAUGAUUGGAUACGUAACUGCAAAAUUGAAAUACAACAGUGCUCCGAUUCACACGGAGAGAAGAAAGAAGUACAGGAAAAACUUAAGAAUGUCAACAAAAUUAUCAAAUCUCUGCCCAAAGGAGAGGCCUUACUCAAAAAAGCUAUUCAACUUAGUGAAGCUGUGUUAGAGACAACGGGCAAUGAAGGUAAAGACAAUAUAAAUCAAGAAAUAAAGCAAUUAAAGAUCGAAUGGGAGAAUUUACAACAUAUAUGCAAAGAUACGAAGAAGCUUCUGGAGAAAUGUCUCUCCGCUUGGUCAGACUUCUUGGAAACAUCAGAGAAGAUGACCACCUGGGUGAAAGACUUCGGUGGUAAAUUGACCUCUGUUCAAAAGGUCGAUAAAAUCACACCCGAAUAUUUGGAUAAGUGUCGCGAUUUACUCGCUCAAGCGCUGGCUAACAAACACGUAUUAGAAGAACUGAACGACAGAUGUGAAAAUCUCAUGGAGCUCAGCGCUUGCGCUUGGGUUCGAGAUAAGACAGUCAAUCUGCAAACCGAAUACACUUCUCUACUUACCAAGAUUCAGAGCCUAGUUUCUAAUGGCGAAAAGAAUUUAUCCGAUCACACUGAAUUUAUCAAAGCUAAGAAUGAACUGCAACAAUGGUUGGAAACGGCUCACGGCACCGUGCAGGAUUCUAUUGGAGUCGGCGAUAUUGAAACUACUAAAGAUAAACUGGAAACAGUCAAGCUGGUCAGUAACAGAAUGACAGAGGGCCACCAUCUCUUGGUGGUUUUGCAGGAAGCGUUUAAAAAAGCACUCAAUAAUACGCCACCCGAGGAGCAGGACGGUUUACGUAACGACGUGCAAGUUCUACAGGAAAGCUGGGAUCAGCUGAAGAUCGACCUGAACUCUAUCACUGCUCAGCUCAAAGCAGCAAUCGGCAAAUGGGAAGACUUCGAGGAAUCAAAGAACAAGUUCAAUCAAUGGAUCAGUACCACUGAACAGAACCUCGAUAAAGUGGCGCCGACCGGCGGAGAACUGGGCGAGAUGAAGACCUUGCUCGAGAAGUACAAGCACAUCGAGGACGAAAUCGACAACAAGAAACCAGAACUGGACAGACUCAAAGAGGAGGCGGCCGAACUCAGCGGAUGGGCGAAGAAACCCGCGGUCAAGGAAUCCGUCACCGAAAUAGAGAAGAAGUGUAACGCUCUAAGAGCCAAGUGCGCCGCGAAGAAAGUGGAGCUGGAGAACGAAAUCAAGGACUACAACCAGUACCACCAGUCGCUGCAGGACACGGAGAAGUGGCUCCUGCAGGUGUCGUUCCAGCUGAUGGCGCACAACUCGCUGUACAUCGCCAACAGGGAGCAGACGGAGGAGCAGCUGGCCCAGCACGCGGUGCUGCUCGACGAUAUACAGAAGUAUCGCACCACACUCGACGACCUGGAAGGCAAAGGUCGCGCACAGAUCGAGCGCUACGAAGCGACCACUCCCGCGAUACGCGAUACCGUCGGCAAGCAACUGAAGAACGUCAACGACAGCCACAAGAGCUUGUUGGCGACCGCGCUUCAGAUCGAGAGACGACUGAGGGAAGGUCUCGCCAAGUUCAAGGAGUACGAGGAUACGUUGGAGAGCAUCCUGAACAACCUGGACGAGUGCGAGCCCGCCAUCACCGAGCUGGAUGUGCCCGUCGAUGGUCUCACGCACGGACGAGAUCUGCUCGACAAAGCCAGGGGUCUGCACAAUCGUCUGCAGACGGAGAAGGCGCGUCUAUCAGCUGCAGUGGCAGCGUGCAGUGCGGCCGCAGCCUCCGUAUCUCGGCCAGCCUCUCCCGCUGACAGCGCGCCACUGCCCGUGCCCCCGCGAGAGCUGCACGUGCGCGCUCGACUCGAAGACCUCAUUGACCAGCAACAUAUGAGUGAGGUGACCGCGCCGAGGGUCGAUGUCUUGCUUAAGAGCCUCGAAUCACCAGAGUUCAGCGAGAAAAUGAACUUGUUGCAAAUGAAGGUACAAAGUCAUCUGGAAACUUUGGGAGAUGCGGUCCAUGGUAUGGAAGAAGCUAUGAAGCAAGUACUCGAGAUCCAGGACUGGAUUAACACACACAAGGCCCUCGCCCACGACUGGUUGUCCAACCCUUCAAAACUGCGGCCUGAAGCGGCCAAGAAUGAUAUGGCCGCUAUGAGCGACGCCUUGGCAUCACUCGCAGAAAAGAGAAACAGAUUGCUCACUGAAAUACCCACGGAAGGUUUAGAAGAUGAAAUCAACCUUGAAGAAGAACUGGACAACCUUGAAAAGACGAUUCUCCAAGCAAUUGAGAGAGAAAAGUCCAACCAAGGUAUAAUCGAUGACUUCCGUCACAAAUGUCAAGAGAUCCACGAUUGGUUCGAUGCUGUACUUAAGAAGAUGUGCCUCGCUGACAAAGGAUCUGGUCUCCCAUGUCCUCAGAAGCUCAGCGCUUUGAAAGAAUUGUCCAAUGAGUUUGGACAAGCGGGCAAAGAUAAAGUUGACAACAUCAAGGGUGUAGGCUCACAAGUUAUAAACAUUGUGAGUAACUUGGAGUCACAGCAAGUGGAAGAACAAAUGAAGUCAGUAGAGAGGAGAUACAAUGACAUAGCUAAACGAAUCCAACGCAAACUUCAGAUGCUCGAAAUCACCUACAAAGCCAUUGACGGUACAAAGAGUGAGGUCAACGCUCAAAAUGAGUGGCUUCAAAAAGAAAUUGAUAAUGUUCUUCAUCCGGAGCCACUCGGCUACGAAAGUAAAUCAGUAAAAGAAAGACAAAAGAAGAUUGCCAAUCUUCUAAAAGAAACCGAUGGCAAGAAAACAGUGAUUGAUUCUUUAGAGAAGAAGGUCAGCAACAUACAAUCUGAACUUGAACCAUCUGAACAAAUGCAAUUGGAAUCUGAAUUAUCCGAAUUGGCUUCGAAACAGAAACAACUUGCCUCACUAAUAAAACAAGAAAUCGAAAGAUUGAGUGGAUGCGGUGAAAUCAGAAAGAAGUUAGAAAAUGACAUUGAAAAGGCAAAGAAUUGGCUUAAAUCUAAAUUAGCUGAUAUCAAAAAGCUUGGUGGUCCAGUACCAUUAGAAGUUGGAAAGGUAGAAAAAGAAAUUGCCGUUCACAAGAAACAUCAAAGUGAAUUGUCAGAUUUCCACAAUGAUACUCUUUCUGAGGUUAUUCGCCAAGGAAAUGCUGUGUCGAAAGACUGUUCCCCUGAAGAUCGUACGAAACUGCAAGCUAUCUUAGAAGGACUAAACAAACAAUAUACAUCGGCUAAAGUAGACAUUGAUAAAAAGCUUGCAGCAUUGAAUAAACUUUUGCAAGGCAGAAAUGAAUUCGAAAGUGAUGUAGCGAAAUGUCAGAGUUGGCUAAACGAGGCAGAAGUUGCCGCCACUCCCGAACUUCGUACAACCAGUCUGCAACUCUUAGAAGAACAGCUUGCUAAGUUUGAAAAGCUUAGCAAAGAAGCUGAAGACGUGGAGAAAAAUAUUACCAAAAUCAAGGAUAAAUCUAAGGAUAUUAUGGAAACAUUAUCAGACUCAAAUAAAUUACAACUUAAAGAACAAGUAAACGUCCUCUCUGAUAAAUUCGCUAGAAUCAACGCUAUCAUAAAUGACAAGAAGAACAUUCUAGUUAAGCACAUCAAGGAAUACAAAGACGCAGCAGCCAAGAUCGCUGCAGCUCUGGAAUUCUUGAACGAAAUUCAAAACAAACUUAAAGCUCUUAACAAACCCAUUGGCAGCAAAGUUGAGGAUGUCCAACCCGUUAUCCAGGCUUACGAAUCCAUUCUCGCUGACCUGAAAAAGAAUAAAGCUAUGCUUAAUGAAUUACAAGGAGGAAACCUUCACGACCUUCAAGAUAUUCUAACGCAACAGGAUGACCUGGUCACUACGAUCGAAGAUCAAAUCUCUAGACUUAAACAACUUCUGCUUCUACGUGAACAGUUCUUUGCCCUUGUAAAAGAAAUUGAGGAAUUCAUCACUAAGUACACCGAUGUGACAGCCGAAAUCGAAAGGUCUAACGAUACUCUGGAAGACAAAAUUAAACGUUACGAUGAUAUUAUUGUAAAGAUUCAAGGGUGCGAAGCUCUGCUAGCUACUGCCACAGACAAAGGUCAGCAGAUUGCAGCUGAAGGUACUGUAAUUGAUAGAAACAACAUCACUGAACUUUUGCAGUCACUAAAGCAACAACUCUUAACAUUACGAAGACUUGUAGAAUCAAAGAGACAGGAACACGAGAGGGCUGCUGCCGAGCAUAAGAAACUUGCAGCAGAUCUGUCUGAAAUUUUACAAUGGCUGCACGACAACGAAGCUGUGGUACAUUCACGUCCGCUUCUGAACAGAGACGUCGCUAGUGUUGAUAAGAAGCUAGUCGAGCACGCUGCCUUAGCAAAGAACGUACAAACUUAUUUGGAUAAAUUUACAAAGAUCUCGGACAUUAUAAAGAAUGACGAUGGCGUGCCGGGAUCCCUCCUCGAAAUGGUAUCAGAGGGCAACUCCUUAAAGACAUCUCUUCCUGAGGAAUUAGCAAACAGGGAGAAACAUCUCAAAGACAACAAGAAAUACAGACAGCAGUACAUACAAAUGGUCGAGAAAUUAAAUAUUUGGGUAAACGAAGCCGGAAUAAGAUUGGACAUGGGCAAAAACGGCACGGACUUUGAGAAUAUCGAAUCCGACCUGGAAGAGCAUAAAUCUUUCUUUAACACAUCGGAACCAGAAAUGAAAGAUCUGGUCGGAAAGAAGAUGCAAGAUAUCGUCGACAAGAUCUGGCCAUCACUGACUGCUUCCGAGCAAGAGGAAUUAUCGAAGGACCAUCAGAAGCACAACCAACUGCUUAAGAACACGUUGAACUCGGCCAAGUCGCGGCAGGCUCAGCUGGAACAGGAUUUGGAGAUCUGGAAGGACUUCUGCCAGCUGGUGGAGAAGAUCAAGUCUAUUCUGGACAAGAACGACAUCGAAGACGAGCCGAUCACCACUGUGGAUGCCCUGCGUUUAUACCUGGAGAAGCUCAACCAUGCCAAGAACGAUCUAGAGAACCAGCAGCCACUGCUGGAGGUGGUGCGCGAGAGGGCGCGCGAGCUGAGCGGCGGCGCGGACGCGGCCAGCGGCGAGCGGGUCGACCACAAGACCAGGGACCUCGCCGACCGGUGGAAUCUCGCCUGCGAAGGUUUAGCGAAGCGUGCAGCAACAGCAGACAGUCAGCUGCAGCGCUGGACGCAGCUGCUGGACACUCAGAGGAGUCUCGCUGCAGCUGUUACCGCGGCUUCAGACCGCCUGCGACAGCUGGACGCUAGCCCCAGCACCCGUCGACGCGCGCUCGACACCCGACAUGCUUUGCAGGAGCUGCAAGCGGACGUAUCAAGUCUUGAAGAGAGUCGUGACGAUCUCCUGGAGCACGCAGACUUUGUGCUGAACAUCCUCAGACCGCACUCGAAGCAGGCCGCAGAAGACACUGAGAAAUCUGUCAAGGAGACCGCGGAAGCUUAUGAGAAAUUGCGACAGACUCUAGCGGCGAGGCUCGCGGAGAUCGACGACAUUGUUUCCGAAUUCGACCGCGUGGCGGAGAAUAUCGAGAAGCUCCGGCAGCUGAUCGAGGUUUUCAUAGCCAAAGUUGGAACUUUCUACGUUUUCGGGGAGAACGACGAGGAAGGCGUCCGCGAACUAGCCACCGAAGUUUCGGAGUUAGUCCAGCGCACGAAGAACUUCACGGAGGAGAGCCGCAAGAGAUACGGUGGCUCCGCCCCGGCGGACAUCGCGCAAGAACUGUCCGCUUUAGAACUAUCGGCGGAAGGCUUGGCGGCAGCCAUGGAGGAGAAGGAGAGGGAGUGGAAGCGCGCUCGCACUGCUCGCAGCGAAUACGCGACCGAUGUGGAGAGCGUGCAGGCGUGGGUGCGCGCGGCCGAGCUCACCGCGAGAGACAGGACACUGCCGCCGGCGCCGUACCGGGAGCGGCUAGUAGCCACCAGGGCAGAGGUGCCCGGCGUGGCCGACCGCCUCGAGCGCCUGACGCGUAACGCGCGCGCCAUCGUCGAGGGCAGCCGCGACGCCGGGGAGCGGCAGCUGGUACAGUCGACAGUGAUGGCGCUGUCGGAUCAGUUCUCGGCCGUGUGCAGCGAGCUCGAAGCCCGCCAGGCGGCUGUUGAGGACGCUUGCGACGCCGUGUCUAGAUUCCUUGCGUUGUUAGAGAAAGUCCUACUUUGGGUUGAGACACAGCGUGCAUUCCUAGCGCGGCCGCUCCCGUUGGCCGAUUUGCAGGAGGCGCAGCAGAAACAGACUGAAUAUGGGAAUGCUCUUAAAAGCUGCAAGCAGCAAGCUAAGAAUCUCGCAGAUAUGACUAAGGAAAUAGAGGCUAUCGAGCGUGUUACAAGUCCCGGUGACUUACCUUCUAGACUAGAAGCAGCAGAAAAUGCCACAGUUGAUGUCGAGAAGAAAUUGGCGAAGACGAACGGCUUACUACAAGAACUGGCUGAAGAAUGGGAGAGAUGCGAAAAGAAGUUGAAAGACGUCGGCCACUGGGUCGAGGCCACGACGCGAACCAUUGAGACACCUCAAAAUGCAAAGAAACCACUCAGAGACAGGCUCGCUCUGAGAGAAAAACUCAUAAACGAUAUAUCAACUCAAAAAACUAAAAUUUCUUAUGCCGUUGAAAAACUUAAUGUACACUUUGGUCCGGACGGCGUGGCGGCGCAGUCGCGCUCCCCCGAAGGCGUGCAGAGAGCGGCCAGCGAGCUGUGCUCUGCGCUGGACGCACUCGGCGAGCAGACGGGCGCCCAGGCGCGUCAGCUCACCGCCGCGCUCCAACAGCUCGAGGCGUACUGCGCAGAGCUCGGUCAGCUCCGCGCCCAGCUGCUGGACGCCGAGCAGCAGCUGCGCCAAGCCGCGCAGCCCAACUACAGCCCUCGCGACCCCGAGCGUGCCAACAGACAGCAACAGGAGGUCGCACGGCGUAUCGAAGAGCUGACUCGAUGUAUCUUCGAGUUGGACCCGUUCGUGGGCGGCGGCGACGAGGCCGGGACUUUGAGCCUGCUGCUAGAAGCGGGUGAACGCGCGCGGGCCGAGCGCCAGCCGCGCUCCUCUCAAGUCUUAUCCGCCCCGCGCGCCACGGCCGCACACCGCACGCCGCGAGUCACUCCUGCCCCGCUGUCGACGACUUACGCCGAGAUAGUGAAAGGCUUCAGCUCCCGCUCGAGCUCGGUUGGCUCCCGGCAACCUAGUGCACAGAGAGUGCCCCUCGAGUCCCCUAACACUCCCGCCGAAGAGGAAUACAUCACAAGUAAAAUAUGUGCCCCAGUGUGUCUCGGCAGUGAUGUGGCCGACGAGCCCAGUGAUCAAUACAGUGAGACUGUUGACGCAAGUGAAAGUGACGCGUAUAUGUCUGAAUCUAAUGUUUAUAUCCAACCGGAGGAGAAACAAUGGAGUUCCCAAGUAACGAUGGAAAAUCAGGACUAUCAAGAACAACAUAUUUCCGAAAGCGAAGUAUCUGAACAGAUCGUGCAAGCUCCAAUUCAUGCGGAAUUACGUCCGCCUGAACAUCACGAUAGGUCACUUAGUCCCGCAACGAAGUUGCGAUCACAAGAUUUAUCUUAUGCAGAAAUUCUUGCAUUAGGUCUUCGGAAACAGGCAAAGGCCCAAAACAUUGUAACAUUACCUGAGCCACAAGUGGCGCAGGUGGAAAUGGUCAAAGAAAUAAUUGUAGAGGUGGAAAAAGCUCCCCCUAUCAUAGAAUAUGAACCCAGAGUUCAUUCAACAGAAUCGUUGCGAGUUAAAACGGACAGGUUUGAAAGACCGGUGCAGCGUAGUCGCUCUAGAGAUAUGCCAAGACAGAGACGUGCUCCUGAAAAACGGUCUACUAAAUCUCACGAUACCCAAAUUAUUAAAAAGAAAAAACUUUCAAGAAGAGUUAUUGAAGUUGAGGACUUUGAUGACACUCCUGAGCAACAGAUGUUAGAUUCAGCUCCUCCUUGCAGCAACUUACAUUCAUCUAUUCAAACAAAUGAUAAACCAAUUACAGAAACUAGCUGUAAGGACUCGAUUAAAAAAGUGCAACAUAGUGCAACUGUGGUCGAAACUGUAAGUGUGGAAAGUUUACAAGAUUUUACUAAAACUGAAAACGAUCAGAAGAAACCUAAAAAGAAAAAUAAACACAAAAAGUCAAAAGACACACAAGAUGACGAAAUUGAGAAAGCCCUUAAAGAAAUUGAAGAAUCAGAUAAACAGAAAAAAAGGAAAAUUAAAGAUAGUCGUGACAAAACUAAAGAAAUAAUAACUAAGGGUACAGAAUCAGAUGAAGCGAUAGAUAAAAACGAUGUUAAAAUGAAACAAUCAGACUUAAAACAUGAUUACAAAGAAGGAUCUAAUAAACAAAAGAAAAAGAAAACUAGUACUAGGGAAUUACAUGCAUGUCAAAUAACUGAUCUAUCUUCUGUUGUCGUUCCACAACAAAGGACAAAUAAGGAAACAAUUACAGAAAAUAUGAACGUAGAAAUGGAAAAAGCCACUUUUAGUAAGAAAGAUGAUCCUAAAUCCGCUGAUGAAACGAUUAUAGAAGAAAGUAAGUUUGAUGAACCUGAUGAGGUUAGUAAACAAACGAACCUUAAAGAUGAAGACAAACACCAUAUAAUCCAUGACUUGAUUCGUAACGAAAAAGAAUCCAAACUUACUGCGGAUAUUUUAUGUGUGACAAAAGAUAAUGUCGAAAACAUUAAUCUUUCUACAGAGCCAGAAUUAGAAGUAACAUCCAAGCAAAAGCGGAAAAAGAAAAGUAAAAAGCAAGGAAAAACUAUCGAAGAGACACCUGUCGAUCAAACUAUAACAGCAGCUAUUGAAAAAAUAGUAGAAGAAAAUAUACAACCCAUUGCCACUACAGUUCAAGAAACAUCCAAUACUCAAUGGAAGUCUGAAAAAUCUAAACAAAUGGAAAAAAUAAAUGAAAAAGCUAAUGUUCGUGAUGCUACUAUACCACGGGAUAACAUUUUGGAUGUAACAGAUUCUAAUAAGAAACAAAAAUCAAAGAAACAAAAAUCCAAUGAAAUUAAAGAACCUUCAAUACUGCACACUAUACCUAACCCUUUAAAAACAAAUGCUGAAGAGAAAAAAGAUUUUGAAACCUGUGGUGAAGUAGAAAUAACUGAAGCAAAAGCGCACAAAAAGAAAUCUAAAUGUAAGAAACCUAAAAUUGUUGAUGACGAAAUAGAACACGCUUUGCGUGAGAUUGAUCAACCAAUUAGUACUAAAAAGAAAUCAAUCGAAAAGUCCGUAAAGACAAACAACAUUAACCAAGAAUUGGGGCAAGAAGUAAGCAAUAAAGAAACUCUUAAAAUAAAUAUGGACGAUGAUGAAAACUCGAAACUAAGAGUUUCUAAUAUAAUUUCAAGUAAACAGGAAGUCAAGAGUAGCCCUGUAACUGUGGAUUGGAAUACUUUAAUGGCUGAAGAGGAAAACAUUCCUGAAUCAGAAUUAGCACCCAUUACUCAACCUAGUAUUGAGACUGAUUUGUCUCUGGAAAGUGAACAAAUAGCGACUGAAGUUACUAUACUUCCAGAAAUUAUUGAUUUAACAAAUAUAGGAGCCGAAGGAAAAGAUUGUUUGGAUAAGGAAAAAUCUGAAACAACUCAAAACACUAUCGACCUUCAGAGUAUUUCUAAUGAGCAGAAUAAUAAUAAAACUUUAAGAGCUGAUAAUCUGAAAGAUAGUGCGUUCAAUAUAGUAGAGGAAAUAACUCGAUACGAACCUAUUAUACAAGACAUGGAAACACGCACUAUUUACCUAAUAACUCAUGAAGAGAAAAAAUUACCACCAAUAAGAACCGUGAAAGUUUUUAAUUCCAAGAUAAAUUCUUUGAGUGGUGAUUCUCAAGAUAAAAAUGACUCUGAAAUCAAUAUUGAAUCUACAACUUCACAAGAAAAUGACGAUAAUAUCUUUGACGAACCAAUAACUUCGUCUGUGUUAGUCACAGAUUCUUCAUCGCAGGAUUUGAAUAUGGUCGGAGACAAUCAACGUAUAAACGUAAUUAUUGACGAACUACCGCUUAAUACCAAAGCGGUAUCUAAUUCCAAAGAUGGUUCUGAUGAGAUCAAAGACAUAACGCUUUCAACUGACAAUGAUUAUAAAGACAAUAUCGGCGAUGAUAAAAUCCAAACUAACAUUGAGGAAUAUGAUUGCCCUACCAUGGAAGAGUUCUCAGAAAAUAUACUUGAACAUGCUAUAUUUGGAUCAGUACAAGACCGCCAACGAGUACAAUUAAAAACGAGUACUAUUCCAUAUCAAGCAUUAGAAGAGAUAAAAACGUACUCAUUAAAUCUUGACAUUGAUAGAUUAGACUUCGACUACUAUCAACUAUUGAAUAAGCAAAGUAAUUUAUCUUCCGAAUUUGAAACUGAUCAUGAAAAUGCAGAAAUUCCAGAACACGAUAAAGAUCAAGCAGAUGGUGAAGUACUUUUAAAGUCUUCAAUAAACCUUUCUUCUUGUGAUAUAACUGAACAGUCUGCAUUUGAAGAACAGUUGCAUUAUGAUGCAAUAAAGUCUGCAGAUAAUUCAUUAAGAUCUCAUACUGAGACGUCUGAGGCUACUUAUCCUGAUGGGAAAAAAUUAAAAGAUGUAAAAACAGCACUUGGAAAUGAAUCUGUUACAGUCUCUUCUCAAGAUACGACCAAUGAAGCAGAUCUAAAAAAUCGUGCAGAAACUAUUAACAUUGGGGUACCACCAACGACAUAUUUGGAAAUUGUUCUUGAUGCACCAAGUCUUUAUACAACGACAUCGAGCUUAGAAAAUAUACAGAAAUUUACAGAUGACAAUUUUACUUCGGAAUUGGAUUAUAAGGAAAUACAAUCCAAUGAACCUGGAAAUAAGGAAUUAGAAAAAGAUGUCUUAAAAUAUGAAAAUGAAAUAAAAGUGCUGGAGGAUGAAAUGCCACGUUAUAAUUAUCAUGAAAUAGCUGAUUCCGAAAAAAUCUUAGGUAUUGUUUAUCCUAAAGAGACAUUACCAAUACCUGAAUCAAGUACAAAUGUAGACAAAAAAGAACCUGAAAUACACGAAACAAAUGUUCUUGACGAAGGAACUAAUCAAUCAAACACUUUUACUGGGACAGUACUCAAAGAGGAAAUGUUACCAGAAUUAGUUAUGCAAAGUCAUGACACCGAUGAAGCAAAUUCCACUUACUUAUCACUGAAAAGAUUUAGUGAAAAUUUUUCGCUUCACUAUAUUUACCAUUAUAUUGCUGACGCUGAAAAGAUCUAUCCUCGUCUUGUAGACACCAUUGAGAAAGAACAGGGAGACAGUUCAUCUAGUAAAGGAAACAUUGAAACAAUUCAAAACAACCAGGUUUUAAACGACGUUGACACAGUCGAGGAAACCAAGACAGUUGCAGAAGCAGGCAAAAUAAAUGAAACUGUAAACCCACUAGAUUCGAACGAUAAAGAAAACUUAAAGCUACAGAGCCAAUGCUUAUUAGGCAGUAAGUCAAAUUAUAUUGAUGUAAUAUAUUUUGAAAAGCCCAAAUAUGACUAUCAUGAACUGUCAAAAGGUGAGACACUAUUGGCUUCUGUUUUAUCAAUAGAAAAUGCCAAAGUCGAGCGAAUCACGGAUGAAUUGCAACAUGAUCAAAUGAAUAUUCCAACAGACGAGCAACUUCCUGUGUUGAUUGAGAAUGAUAAUAAUGAAGAGGAAAUAAAUUUGCAAGAUAUAAAUACCGUUGACAACAAAGAAAAAACGACAAACAAAAUAUUAGUGCAAAAUUAUCAAGAAAUUCGUGACGCAGAGAACAGAAACGCGAUAAAUCUAAGCAAAUCUAGUGCUGACAUGGAACCAACCCUUCUUGUGGAAGAUACAUUAGAUCUAGUUCAGAAACCUGAAAAUAAUGAUUUGAUUACUGAACCACCACAUCAUAAUGUAAUUGAAAAAACUGUAAAGCAAAAUUUCGAAGAAUCUCCCAAACAAAAAGAAAUAAAGUUUACGGAAAACGUCGUCAAGGAUUCCCCAAUAUUACAAAGGCAAGAGUCACAAUCAGUUUUUUACGAACCAAUUAGAUACAAUUAUAGUGACUUACUGGAAGCUGAACGUGUAUUUGCUCGAAACGCUACGUUUAUGCUUUCUAAUAACGAUAACUCGUUAGAUUCCGUUUUUGAUUAUGACACCAUUGAAAAACCACUAGAAAAAAGUGAUGAUCGAUUCCUUAAUCAGAAAUUCGAUGACAAAAAUGAAAACAAAUUUAUUAUUGAAUCGAAGACAGAAGUUUUUAAAGAUAUCAUCGAUAAUAUUAAAAAUGAACAAAUAAAAACACUUGAGACACGGGAAUUUAAUACCCUUGUGCCCGCAGUAUUUGGUGAUGUAGAAAUGACCGCUACCUCUAUUUUCGAAAGAGAAGCGAAUAAGAAACAAGAACAGGGCGAAGCGGAAAAGCAAGAAGUUAAAAAACAAAACAAAGAAUACACUGACCAAGAUAAAACUGAACAAGUUGAAACACCACUGAAGGAGAGUAUAGUAGAAGAUUUUGUCGUGGUAGAUAAUUUACAUCUUAAUUUACCUGAUUCAGAAAUAUCUGUAGAAAAAACUGAAGAUUCAGUUCAGGAAUCAAAUCCAAAUCUUGGCGAUGAUCUUGAUUUCGAACACUCGUUCGAAGUUAUUGAUCUUGAAAAGGAUGUGUCAUUAGAAGUACAGGAACCCACAGAAAUUAAUAGUAACUUGGAACAGUUUUUAAUGGUCGAAGGACAAUCUACAACUCCAACUGUAGACAUUGGUCCUGUUUCUAAAGAAGAUGUAGAUGUUUCCUCUUCGGCGGAACUUGUAACGGAACCUAAAAAAGAUGAAAUCCUUAAUAGAGAAGGAAUAUUAGAAAUAUCAAAAUAUGAAAUCGUGCCUCAAACUAUCUCGGCGAAAUUUAUCGAUGCGGAAAUUGUUCAUUCCGUAUGUUCCCCAACCUUAAGUACUGAUACGCAACAACAGGUUAGCAACGUUAUGAGUACGGAACCCGAUAAAGUAAUCGAUAGGUCUAUAGAUCACGAAAUAGAUUCAGAACAAGCUUCUCAAUCAAAAAUAGAAAUUAGUAAUCGGCCUGAAAAAUCUCCCAUUCAUAAUUUACAUGAUCUACUUCCAGAAAUCGAUUCCAUACCUGAAUUUAAACCAUCCUUUUCGAAUACAGUUCUUAACUCAAAGCUUUCAGCUGAUGCCCCUGAAUUUACACCUUCCUAUUUAUACAAAGCAACUGACCAUACGACAUCUGAUGGUAAACAAAUAGACACGCAGACAUUCAAUUUCGAUGAACAAAUAACUUUACAAACGGAUCAGCAUCAAACUAACGUUACACCCAUAACAUACUCUUCAAUUUUAUCAUCUAUGAAAGAACAAGAAAUCUGUGACAAUAAUACUAAGCAAAAGGAAAGUGAACUAUUGAGUGAUGUUAAAAAGAGUGAGGUAUCCACUGAAGAUAAGUUGGAGCCAAAAUCAAAACGUAACAAAAAACAAAAGCAAAAAGACAAUAAAAAAGAAAAAUCUCCCUUAAAAGAGGAGACAUCAGCAAUUGUUACAUCCAUCGACGAAGUUUCUUCUGUGCACAUUUCUGAGGAACACAAACAAAAACCUGUCUCGGAUCAGAUAGAAAACAUUUGGACAAAAUUAACAGAUGAUGGUAAAUCUUAUGCUGAAGUUUUAGCUGAAGGUUUGGUAGAACAAGAAAUUUCACCAGUCCAAAUUAUCGAAAACCAAGAAGUACAAUACACACCUGAAUCUAUUUUAGAAGAAAAAACAGAAUCUUCUGAUAUUGAACCACUUCGAUGCAAAGAAAGUGACGACAAUCAAGAAUGUCAUGACUCAUGGGCGAAAAUAGUCGCUUCGAAUCGACCAUCGCCUGAAAGAGUUCAAAAACUUGUAUCACCGAAUGAACCUAUACAAUCAAAGUCAAAAGCUCCCAUUAUUUUAGUGGACGAAUCUGAUUCGGAACAUAAUAAACCAGACUUAGACAUUGAUGCUGAAGGAUUUAUUAAAGUUGAUAGGAAUAGACGUUCGAGAUCUAAGUCUAGGGAUGGCCGUUCCACUUCAGUUAACAGGAUGUUGCGACAAAGUGAUGGCCGAGAAAAAUCUGAAAAUAGGUUAAAUGCUCUUACAAGCACUUUGAAACCUGAUGAUGGUGAAUCAAUGCAAAGUAGUCAUUCUGACGAAGAAAAAGAAGCGAUAAAGAAAGGAAGAAAGACCCGCUCAACAAAAUCUAAAGAAAAAGAUGUAAAACCAAAAGUAGCCCAGAUUGCACCCAGUACUUCAGAUGAAGAAAAACAGCCUAUAAAGAAGGAUAAAAAGAAGAGAUCUUCAAAAUCAAAGGAAAAGGUAACUAAACCGGCAGAAGUAGCCGAGCCUUCCGAGUCGUUACAGGAAAUUAUGGAAGUAGAGCCAAUAAUCGCUCAGCAAAAAGAAGACCCCUCAACUCAGUCUCCUCAGGUACCGACUUCAGAAAGUAAAAAGAAAUCCAAAAAGAAAAAGAAGGAUAAGAAAACUUUAAAAGACACGACUGAAACACCAUCUUCAGUUGAAAUUACUUCUUCGGAACUAGAAACUUCAGAACAAAAAUUUUCUGUACCAUUAAAAUCCAUUGAAACUCCAAUUUCAACACCAGAAUCAAUAGAAACUCCUAUAAAAGACAGAUUUUUUGCUGAAGCCCAAUACUGGAAAGUAGAUCCUAGCGCCGUAGAUGAUCUCACUAGUAAACCCGAAUUUCUUACGGUCAAACUUGACUAUGAUGAAAACGAUAAACAAAAAAAUAUUGUAAUCGAAGUAAAACAAGUCCCAGAAAGUGACACGAUUGUUGAAGCAACAAACAUCAACUAUGAAAAAUUAGAAAACGAGCCCAUUUCAAAAGAAAAUAAUAUGAGCGCUUUUAGUCCAGACGAUUUACCGAAAACAAUUGAAGCACAAAGAAUAUCCGAUGAACUAUCGUUGGAAAAUAAAAUGGCUGAUUUACAAAGAGAAAUAGAAGAAAUGUUACUUCCUGAAAACGAUGCCUCUUUAGCAAGUGAUAUAACACCUAAAGAACUAACAGAUAUGCAAACUUCAUUAGAUGACCAACAAGAGGAAAUACUCGAAAACAUAACCCCAUCGUUAGCAUCGCCUGAACCUGAAGAUACUUUGUCAGAAAGUCAGAUUCCUCAAAAGGAAGUAAUUCUGACUACGGAAAACGAAGUAAAAUCCGUUCAAGCUAAAAAGACCCUAGAUGAGAAUUUGAUCAAAGAUAUUAAAGUCAACAUUCAUGAGCCUUCUGAGAUCGACUCACUAGUUUUAGCCGAAGCGUCUGUACUAAUUCCAAAUGAGGGUGAUGUUGAAGGUGUAAAUUCUAUAGCAACUAACACCUCAUUUACACCAUCUUCUAAUAAUCUCAUAGAUUUACAACAAGACCAUUUUUGGAAAGAAAAGUGUUUAGUAGACGAUGCGGAGAAACUGCUUGUUGAACAAAUUAUACCUAAAUUAGAUAAUUUUGCUUCCUCUCAACAAAAAUCUGACUCCAAUUUAGAACAAAUCGUUAAGAAACAAACGCUCUCAACCGAUUCCGAUAUUCUAUCUAAUGUGUUUAUAGAAGUGCCUUUUUGGCCGGAAAAGCAUUUAUAUCAUGAUGCCGAAUGCGAAUAUUUCUUACAAAUAGCAAAGAAACAGAAAAAUCAUCUUAAUAUAAAUACCGAAGUUAAAAAUACGGACAAAAAAGAUAAAGAUAAAGAUCCCAGCGGUGGUUCGGGUCACUCUUCAGAAUCUGACGAACCACGCGAAUCCAGCGGUUCUCCGUUCGAUUCCAACUAUUUAUCAAUGGAUCUUCCAGGCGGUAUUUGCAGCUGGAAAGAUCAUAGUUCUUAUUUGAGUUUGGAAACACCUUCUGAUUCACUUACAGGCUUAAUAAGUGAGGAUAUAUCUAAAUUAGGUACCGACAUCCCAGAGGAUAAACUAACAACCCUAUUCCUAGCGCCAGUUGCCCCUCUCCCCCCCGAGCAGGAGUCGCCGCAGCAGGAAGAUGAGAACCGGAUCACAGCCAAGGGUGACUUAUCUAACAAUCUUGAGACACUCCUCGAGGAAGUGAGGAUCGUGCAAGCUCAGCUUUCAGACCUGCCAAAUGAAACACUCGAUGCGAUGGAAGCGGGCCUUAAGGAAGGUAUAGCAGUUCUAAUCAAGUGCGAAGAAGCAGCAAUUCUUCUAGAACAGAAGAUAAUGGAGUAUGGUCAUGAAUCAGAAGUUCAGACAUUACUCAAAGAACUCAUCGUGAUAAAAACAAGAAUCAGCAAGUUGUUAGAGCAAGCGCGCCAUGGUCUUCACACCAUCAAGGUAAGAAAGGAUGCUAAAAUUGAAAUUGAAAAUCAAUCGAAGCAAAUUGAAGAACAGAAAGAAAAGAUUGCCAAGUUGGACCACUGGCUCGAUACAAUAAAUACCGAGCUCAAUGUAUCCACGAAACAAAGUGAAGUACUCACCGAAGAAGAUAUAAUUAGAUAUAUAGAAAUUUAUGAACGUUACAUCAGACAAUACGAGGAAUAUGAAAUUAUUCUAAGGUCCAUAACUGUGAUAAGUGUUGAUGAAUCUAGUCAAUCGAUGCAAAUGAAAUUGAAUGCAUUGAAGAAAACAUUGGAGGAAUCGCGAGUUCUAGUCAUUGCUGAAAUAGAGCGAUUGAGACAAAUAUUGAUAAAUAUGAAAUAUUCAGUUGAUGUAGAGGAAGAAGUUUCACAAACAGAUAGAACAAUUGAUUCCACUUCAAUGCCGGAGGAAAUUGUUUCUCAAAAGAUUAUGGAGACUGUCGAUGAAGUACCAAGUGAAUCUAUGAAGACUGUUCCUGAAGACAAUGCUCAAUUGGAAUCCGAAAAGAUGGAUGAAACAGUAGAGGAAAUUAAAUCUCCCAUAAUUGUUGAAUCUAAAAUAACUACAACAAUAGAAACUCAAACUGGAAAGAGUCUUGUUUCCGAGGCUCCGUCUCUGCACGAUAAGUCUGUUAUCUGUCAACCAGAAAUUAUAGAAACUCAGGAUGUUUCCAUAACGUGUGCGCCGCCAAAGGAGGUGGAAGUACAAACAAGCGAACAAAAAUCAGUUGACGGAGAAUUGCUUGAGAAUAUUCAAGUCAAACAAACUACUUCAGAUGGCCAUGAAACUAUUAUAAUCUCAAGUCGUCCAGUAGUUAGAGAGAAAGCAAUUGACGAAACUUCACUUUUAGUUGAUGCUGACUACGAGGGUGAUAAUGAAAAUAAAAACUCUGAACUGAACAUAACACAUAGUUUACCACAAUCUUUUGAAACCGUAAUGGUGGAACCCGAUGAAACAACCACAGAAGUGGUAGUGGAUGCUGAUGGUACAAAGAGAAUAAUCGUUAGAAAAGUGAGAAAAACAUUAGUCACAAGGCAACAAGUAUUACACAAACAGGAAUGUUCUUCGCACGUAUUAGCGGACUCUGGCGCCCGUCGAAACCAUACAUUCCAUCAAAUAACAUUGAAAGAAGAUCAAGGUUCUACUUCUCAUACUUUUGAUCAUGAUGGAAUCCAAAACAUUCAAUACCGAACGUAUGACGGUCAAGUCAUCACAGGGCUUCCUGAUAGAGAAGUUACGAUUCAAGAAUUUACAUCUAAACCAGAAAUGAUUAUCUCUAUGGGACAAGAUAUGAACCCAGACCAAAUCCUUCAAAUAGCGGAAGGAAAGAUUCAACCCGAAAUUCAAACAUCUUCAUCUAGUGUUACUGCUGUUGUUGAACAAGUCACAAAAAGAAUUAUCAGAACUAGACGUCGUAUUAUUCGUCGCGUCGUCAUUAUCGAUGGUAAAGAGCAUGUUUCUGAAGAAAUUAUUGAGGAACCCGACGAUGUUGAAGUUUCAGAAGAACAAAUACCAAGAGUAUCUAUAAAUAUCAAUGAUCAUGUUGACAAGGGUGAUGAUGAUGAUAAUAAACGACCACCUGACGAUCGUGACACGAAUAAAGACGAUAGAAAAGACAGUGAUAUCCCAGAAAAUGAAAGUAAUCAAGUUGAUUUUAGUGAUAAUGCUGCAAAAUCGAAGACUCACGAAAUACAAGAGAUGAAAGAUAAAACAGUUCCUGAACAUGAUAGCAGUAUCCAAGAACACGAAUCAAGAUCUACUCAAUUAUUGCUAUCGGGUAAUGAAGUUACGCAACUAGAGACGUCAUCAUCAAAUUUUGCUACACUUACUAAAAAAGUAACUAGAACAAUAACAAGGACAAAGAAACGAAUAAUCAAACGCAUUCAAAUAAUUGAUGGAAAAGAACAUGUGACGGAAGAAGUGAUAGAAGAACCUGCUGACGUUGAAAUAGUAGAGCUUGAGCCCGAAGAGAGUCAGCUUGAAGAGGACUCUAAAAUGAAAAGAAUGAAGAUUAUUAGGCAAGUACAAAUUAUCGACGGCAAAGAACAUGUAACAGAAAAAAUAAUUGAUGAAGAUGAUGAUACGUAUGAGCCAGAGAUUUCAAUGGCAUCAAAUGCAGAGCCUUCUCACCCUCAAGAAUAUGUCGUAAGUGAACCAGAACAAUUUAAAUAUACAGAAGCAGAUAAUAAAUUGAGUAAUGUUGCUGAUUUAACGUCUAGCUUAAUAGCUAGUGAAAGCAAUCAUAGUUUAAUACAAAAAGGUAAAAGAGAAUUAGUUGAAGAAUCAGUGGAUGACAAAAAGAAAGAUUUACCUCGUACAAAACAACCGACGGCUACAAAUGAAUAUAAUACUGAACAAAAACUAAUGGAAGAGGUUAAUCAAGAUAUAGACAAAGGUAUUUCACGAUAUUCGACAACAGGAAAUACAGAAAAAAGACCUUUAAAACCAGAUGAAAGCAUUAUAAAAGAUGCACUACCCGUAGUUAUUGAGUUAACUUCAUCAGACAAUAAAACAAAUGACAAAAUCUUAAAAGAAAAAACCGAAAUUGGAAUAAGUUCUCAAAUACCUCUUGCACCAUGUGAUAUUGAUAUUCAAAAGAAAAUAAGCACUCAAGAUGUACCCAAAGAAAGUGUGAUCCGAGAAUAUGUAAGCGAUGUUUCUGUUCCCGAAGAAAAUAUUGUAUCAUUUGAUGAUAAUAGAUGGGAAAGUAUGACAGGAACUUCCUCGACUGUGACACACGAAGGUUUUAGUACUGUGACAAAUAGAUAUGUAACCAGAAUAAGAAAACGGGUAAUAAGACGUAUUCAAGUUAUUGAUGGAAAAGAACAUGUAACUGAGGAAGUUAUUGAAGAACCUGAGGAAGUGAUAACAGAACCCGAAACAUUCACAAUGCAAGAAGAGGGAGUCAAAACCAGACGCGUAAGAAUCAUAAGGAAUGUCCAAAUAAUUGAUGGUAAAGAACACGUCACGGAGCAAAUAGUGGAAGAUUCUGGUGAUGAAUACGUUACGGAUUCUACAGUUACAGCUAAUAUAGAUGUUAAAAUUGGUCCAUAUGAAAAAACUCUUUUAGAAACACAAACAUUCACUGAAGGGCAGAUUAAAGAAACAUUACAAGAUUCUGAACAGAAACCACAAGAACUUCCAUCGCCACUUGAAAUAUCAAAAGGAUUCAUAGACCGUGAAAGAGACCAUACCGUUUCUUCUGUAACGUUAUCAACAAGUCCACUCUCACCAAAAGAAGAUAUCAAAAAAAUUAGAACUCAACCUGAAUUAGAUUCGGAAAAUCAAACUAAAGUUCCUGAAAGCAAAGAAAUUUUAUCUCCCACUUCUAGUAACUUAAAUAAUACAAUUACUACUAUUGUUCAAGAGGAGAAAAGUGUGGAUAUACCUAAUACAGCGAACACAAGAGAUUUAUGUGUUACAGACGUCUUAUCCUCUAGUAAAAUAAACGUGGACUCAAAAGAGGACAUUUUGAGUAAAACGCAAUCUGUUCCGCAAGUUAUAACUAAGACACGUGAUUCUGAAAUUGAUAACGUAGUUCCACAAUUUACCAAAGCUGAAAAACCAACUGCUGCACCAGAAACUUUACCUGAACACAUAAAGUCUGAGGCUGGAAAUAUUACCAUUGAGGAUAACCAGUUGCCAACCUUUGAUAAGGUCAAGAUCGAAGAAACUCAAAAGAACUCUUUACUUGACAUCACUAAAGGCUUGAUUGAUAGUGAAACUAGCCAUGCCAUUGCGUUUGGUUCGCCUGAAACUAUCAGAAUACACAAAGACUUGCAAGCUGAUAACGUUGAAGCUAAACCUGAAGUAUAUAUUCCAGACGAGACUGUUAAAACUGAAUCUAGUAUUGGCGACGUUCCUCUGGAGCAUGUUGAAAAAACUCAUGCAAAGGAAAAAGAAUUGAUGUUGGAGUCAAGUAAGCCCGAAAAUAAGCUAAUAAGCAAUGAAUUCAUUCUAUCUGAUGGACAGAAUGAUUUAAAGAAAAAUUCUGUUGUUGAUGCAACUAAAUCUUUUCUAGGAAUGGAAACUGAACAUUCAUCUAUUAAUCCUAAGGUUACAGAAAUGGAAACUGAGUCACACCCACAAACUUCCAUUCCUGAAAAUAUAAAUACAGACAAAACAAUCAUAAAAGAAAGUGUCGCCGUGACUCCUAAAGAAAUACGAGACGAUGAAAACAAAUUGAUAACAAUUCCCAAAGAAGAGAUCAAAGAUGUGGAAGAAAUCCUUUCUCCAGUCGAGCAGAAGGAAAGUGAUGAAGUCGAUUUGCCGUGUCAAGAUGUUACGCAUACAUUGCACGAUAAAAGUAUUUUGAUAUCUAAAACCGACGACAUCGUUCCAACAAUAAAAUCAGAAGGCUUUAUAUCACCAAAAGAUGAAGUAGAAGUUUUUAUUAAAGAGUCAGAUCAAAAUACUCCUUCACAAGCACCGUCAGUCAGUAAAGAUGGUCCUAUUAUUUCAAACGAAGAUGAUAAAAAUGUAAUAAGGGAUAGCAAAGAACAAGAAGCUACUGGAACACAAAAAAAUUCUGUUCUUGAUGCAACUAAAUCUUUUCUAGGAAUGGAAACUGAACAUUCAUCUAUUAAUCAUAAAAUUACUGAAAUGGAAACUGAGUCACAAACACAAACUUCCAUUCCUGAAGAUAUAAAUACUGACAAAACAAUCAUAAAAGUAAAUGUCGCCGUGACUCCUAAAGAAAUACGAUCCGAUGAAAAUAAAUCGAUAACAAUUCCCAAACAACAGAUCAGAGAUGUGGAAGAAAUCCUUUCUCCAGUUGAGCAGAAGGAAAGUGAAGAGGUCGAUUUGCCGUGUCAAGAUGUUACGCAUACAUUGCACGAUAAAAGUAUUUUGAUAUCUAAAACCGACAACAUCGUUCCAACAAUAAAAUCAGAAGGCUUUAUAUCACCAAAAGAUGAAGUAGAAGUUUUUAUUAAAGAGUCAGAUCAAAAUACCCCUUCACAAGCACCGUCAGUCAGUAAAGAUGGUCCUAUUAUUUCAAACGAAGAUGAUAAAAAUAUAAUAAGGGAUAGCAAAGAACAAGAAGCUACUGGAACACAAAAAGACAUGGAAUUUGUGGGUUGUCAGAUUCAAGAACAAGAUGGCAAUAUAAAAUGUAUUAAAAUAAUUAAACAAAAAGUACUAAUUGGUGACCAAGAACAUGCCACUGAAGAAGUUGUUGAAGUGCCGACUGAGGCCUCUCUAACUAAAUCUGAUUUUACCACUGAAAUUGAUCCUUCUAUCAGCAAAAUUGGAUUACAAGGAAAAGAACUAAGUGAAACAUCAAAUAUUGAUUCAAAACUAUUAGUGUCUCCGAACGACAUAUUAGGUGUUGGAAAUACCAUUGACUUCAUUACGAGUGAAGCAGCUCAUACUUCUCAACUACUAAAUUCACUAAAAGAUUUAUCUGAAACGCCACAAACGGCUGAAAAACUUGAAAAGGACGUUGAUCUUCCAUCAAAAUUGGUUGAUAGUGCACCUGAAGAAAUCCAAACUGAAGUAUCUGAAUCGAAAGAGACAACGGCUUCAACUGAAAAAUACUCUAAUGAACCAAAUGAGCUUAAGGUAUCAGAGUCAGAUAAAAUUGCCAUUUCAACGGUAAAAUCUGAAUUGGAAAAAGUUGAAAAGCAAAUAUUAAGUCAUAUGACAGUUGAUGCUGGUACCACGCAGACAACAGUUGAUGUUACACCAAUACAUACAGAAUCUCCAAUGACUGAAGUUGAUAUAGCCGUUGCGCCAGCGACUUCACAAGUAUCGUAUGUAACGCAGUUCGAACCGCAACAAACAACACGUGACGAACCGCAUCAAACGACGCGUGACGAACCGCAUCAAACGACGCUUGAGGAACCUUCAGAAUUUAUCUUAAACAAGACACCAGAUACCGAUCCAAGAACUGAAAUUACUAAAUUCAUAGAUUUAGAACGUCAUGAUACUCAUCUACGCGACUUGAUGUUAACUGGGCCUGAAGAUAAAGCAAUACAAGCCAAUGUGCCAAAAGAUGACACACAUCUGAGUACUGCGCAAACGGUUGAUGUUUUUAUGUCUAUCGAAAAAUCUGAUAGUAUUAAUAAAACCUUACCCAGCGUAAAACUGGAUCUCAAAGUUGAAAAUUCAGACCAGGAGAUUCCGUCAAUAGUCAAGAAAGAUGUAGAUGUAAUUCUUCCAGCAGAUGUAAAAAUCAUUAAAGAUUCAACUCAACAUGAAUCUACAGAGACAGAACCUGUUCUAGAAACUUUAGCGCACCCAAAGACAAUCGAAACACCGACAGAGAAAGAUAAAGUUAAGAAGAAACCUAAAAAGAAUAAGAAACAAAAACGUACAUCUGAAUGCAGUGAUUCUAUUGAAAUAGAAUUACAAACAGAAACAGACCGGACUAUUAAUGAUACAGAAAGUUCAUCUCUGGGGCAUUAUGUGGAGCUCCCUGUCUCACCUCACCUUGAUUCUCCAAAACCCACUGAGAAUGUCAUACAAACAAGCAUGUCACAAAACGACGAUUUCGAGACAUCUCCUGUUUCCAUAAUAUCGGUUACUGAAGAUAAAGGAUAUGAGCCUGAAGAUAUAUCUUUGUGCCCAACGCCUUCGCCAGAUAAAAGGAAACGAGGCAAAAGACGAAAACCCCAGGUAACUAGUGAAUUAACAACAUAUCCUAAGCAACAAACUACAGAAGAAGCUUCGUUAAUAUCUUCCUCGGUCGAUACCGAUGAGGACCUAAGACAGUUAAAAGAUAUGGAAAGUAAAGAAAAAGGAGAAAAAGAUUUAAUGGAAAAACGUAACAUAGAAGAACCAAAUCAUAAACUUUCGGAGAAACCUGACCUCAGUGAAAUAAUAAGUUCUGAGACUAUUUCUAAUUCGCCGAAAGAAGAAUCAUGCCAUACUAUUAGUGAUGCAUCAGAUGUUAGCACCGUUAAGAUUGUAGAAGAAUGCGUUACUGGGAGUCCUGAAAUGGUACACGACACGAUAACAACAACUGUUACUUACCCAGUACCAGUCGUUGAAGAAAUCCUUACUCAAGAAUACUCUGUGCAAACAUCGCCUGAAACUGUACCUGAACGCAUUGUACCGGACACUGAAAAAAUAGUUGUUUUGCCCCCAGCUGAAACAGCAGAUACUAAUUUACAAACUUCGCCGACACCAGUUGACGAAGUCUUUGUACAGACUUUGCCUAAAGAAGAUAAAGAAGUUCACACCCAAACAAUUCCUAUUGAUACACUAGAUGUACAAGACUCUGAGAUUCAGACAAGUAGAAUUAACACGCCUGAGGUUAUAACGCAGUUGGAGGUUAUGACUCAAGUGAUUCCACAUGACGUAAGCUAUUUAGAAGAAAAAAAUUUACAAACAUCACCUGUAACAGAACUACGAGAAAAUGUCGACGUCUCAGAAGUAUCUCCAAUUGAAGUUGAAUCCAUUGAAAUUCAGACUUCCCCGUGGCCUCAAAUACAAAAAGAUGAAAAAGGUACAGAAACUACUAUCGAAACUGUAGACACAAAUGUUCAAACUUUACAACAUGAGAUUGUUGACCAAGAAACAUCCACUAGCCCGGAAAAAUUGUCCGAUUUAAUAGAGAGUGGUGUUCAAACUUCAGAUAUUAUAACAAUAAGUAAGUUUACUCAAUUCGAUGAAGCAUCGCCUGUCGAGCAAGAACGUCUGGACGAUACAACGGAUAACGAAUUUACAACGCUCCCUGUAGAUCACAAGGAACAAAAGACUAUAACAUUAGAUUAUUCGCAACAAACUUCUCCAACACUUAUGGAAACUCUUGGCCAUAAGUCUCCAAUCCCUAUUGAAAACAUCGUUAAAGUUGACAACAGUCAACAAACUUCACCUAGAGUUCCUGUAGAAGAAGCAACGUACAUUUCCGAUAAAAUAGAUACAAUUUCAUCGGAUAAAACACAACAAACAACACCGAGAGAUUACCCCGAACAUGUAAUUACUGACGUGAGAAAAGAUGUCAGUACUACGGAUCGCGUCCAACAAACAUCUCCUCGUGUGUAUUCGGAUGAUUCAAUUUCAACUUCUACUGAUGAACCUUAUGAAAUCCAUCUACGGGCGCAAAUCUCGAUUCCUCAAGCUACAGACGAUUUUAUCAAUAAUGAACGUCAAAUUCAAGAAGCACCUCAAUCAAUAUCUGGGGAUAGGUCGAAGCCGAAGAAAAGAAGGCACAAAAAGAAAACUGAAACAUCCUUGCAUUCACCUGGAAGCCUUUCCGAUCCCAUUAAUACGGAACUUUCAGUUUCGGUAACACCAACUAGUGAAGAUUUAUCUAGUAGAGAUAUAACUUCUAUUGAUGAAGGAAUAUCUCAAAUCACAAGUCCAGUUGAACCUACAGUUCAGCAGUUUGUUGCCCAACCAAAACUUACAUAUUCUGAUGUUGUGCAAAGAUCAAAAUCUAAAUCUCCUUCACCCAGCAAAACGAUUCUUCCGUUAAGGAAAUCAGAAAAAGCUCGGUUGAUCAAUUCUCUCGAAAAACGUACACAGUCUAUGGCUGAACCACAGAGAAAUGUUUCAGAAGAUUCAAUGACCGUAGCCUUAAUCGAACCUUCAAUGGAAAAAUCUUAUGAUCUUAUUAUUAAUAAAGAAUUAAAUGAUUUAAAGACAGCGAUUGAACAAAGAGAUAACACGAAGACAGAAAAAAGCGUACUUAUUGUAAUCGAAACUAUUUCAAUUUGGUUGGAAGAAAUUCAAUACAAAAUACAGAUAGAAUCUGUUACUCAAGCUAAAGUUAGCGACAAAAGUGAACGUCUAAAAGAACUUCAGAACCAUGUCAACAAUCUUAAAGAAAUUUUAUAUGUUACUGAAGUAAACGAGGAAAUAAUUACUCUAAUAGAGACGUUGACGCGUCAAGUUGAUGCAGUAAAAAAUUUGAGUAGUAACAGUUCGGUAAAAGUAAAGGAAGUAGAAAAUGAAUGGGGUAAAUUUUUAGAAGACACUGAAAUGUUAAGUCUAUCCAUAGAACGGGUAAAGAUGCGAUUAGACGAUAUGAUUAUUUUAGAAUUAUCCGUACAACAAAAACUCGACGAACUUGAUAAUGUCGAAUUAGAAAACAUCGAAAAUACGGAUACGGUUAGAAAGCUAUUCCGAAGAUUCCGCAGUAUUGUUGAAGUUAAUCCUAAACGGGAAUGUCCAUUAAAGUUGUACACUUGCGACGAAGACACCAAACAGAUCGAAAACUCCAUUAAUACCGAGAGAGAUCGACUCAUGCAGUUGAUGUCAUUGGCGGAAGAAUACGAACAAACAUUACAAGACUUCGGCCACAUAACGGACGUAGCGGAGGCUCUUCUGGACGGAAAGAUAAUUGUAUCCGACUUAGAACAUCUGCACGAAGAAAUUCAGAAGCACAGGAAAUUUUUCGUUAACUUAAGCCACUGCCGAGCAAUACUUGAGUCCUUAGAAGAUAAUUUAGACAGUGAAACCAGAGCUAAAUUCUCGGCACUCCAUAACUCCCUACAUGAUAGAGCUACCAAAAUAAUAGACAGAGCCGCCGGUCGCGCACAGCAGAUGACGCUAGCCGCCUCGCGGUGGAGCAUGCUAGACCACGGCAUGAAGGACGAGCAGCAGUGGCUGCGCGUUGCUCAUCAAAGAAUCCCGGACCUCACCAACGUUACAUCUAUGGAUCACGAGCAGUAUAUUAACCUCUACCAGUCCAUCAGCCUCGAUGUCUCCCACCAUUAUGCUAAAAUGUUACGGCUGCUAUCCAUAACUGAGAGCUUACAAAAUCUUAUCGUUUGCUCCGGAUUAGAGACCGAAUGUUCGAUAGCUCUCAACACUUUGUUAACACUACAAGAUGGUAUCGACUCCAGAUUAACUAGGCUAAGGGCCUUUAAAGAAAAUUGGAUGGCAUAUGAACAUCUCAUUAACAGAGUCGAAAGUUGGAUGUCACUUGCCAACAGAGAAUUAGAAAACAUAACCCCUGAUAACAUUACAACGACUGCAAACUUAAGACGAUUCUGGGAACUGAAAGCACAGCACGAAGUACAUCUCAACCUGAAAAAUGAAUCCGGUGUUCAGUUCGAAAAAGCCCUUGAAAUACUGCCAAUAUCUGACGAAAUGGUGCAACGACAAUUCUUUAUGAAGAUAGAGGAUAAAUGGCGGGACCUAGCCGCCAGCAUCGGUGACUUGCACGCUACCGCCAUUCAAAAUAUAUCAGAUCGCGACGUGUCCUCGGGCGAGAAACUCCAUAUUCUGGAGGAAGAAUUAAGAGAACUGCGGGCAUCGCUGGACGGCCUGAAAGGUGUCAUAAAGAGCGAAGACGAACUAAAUCUAUAUAUAGAAAGACUGCAGGUGAUGACGGGCCGCAUCGACAGGAUCCAAAACGAGCUGGGCCGGCUGAGUUUGCUGCCCAGCGCGGAGUCUGACCGCGUCGGCGCGCUGCUAGGCCAGUCGGGCACGUUAGACGAUCAGAUAGCGGAAGAACUGGAGAGGAGCAUGAUACUAAAAGAAAAGAUAGUCCAAGUGCAAGCGGGCAUCUUGCGUUGCCAGAAGAACCAGCAGCGCGCUCGGCUCACGCUUGAGGAGUGUCAGGCGGCGGAGCGGCUCGGCAGCGAUGUAGUCGAGCGCGCCUCGGAGACGUGCCGCCGGCUGCUCGACGACCUGGUGGCCCAGUGGCGUGACAUCCUCUCCCUGAGGCAGGCGCUGCACACCCUGCCCAUAAGUUUGCGAGUAACCGUAUCGCCGACUGGCGUCGAGAGAGAUAUAUCAGCAUUACAAGAGACGCACGCGGAGCUGGAGGCGGCAUGCAACGAGCUGAGCCUGCGGCUGAGGUCGCGCGCGGCGCUGUGGCGGCGCUUCGAGCGACAGCUGGAGCUGGUGCAGGGCGCCGUGCGCGAGGCCGACUACAUGGCCGAGCUGCUCACCGUCCAGGGGCAGGUCGACUACGACCGGCUGCUAAAAGCUACCGAGAAGCUUGAGACGUUGAGUGAGUCGCUGUCGCGGCGCAGCGGGGAGCUGGUGGGGGAGCUGCGCGAGGCGGCGGCCCCGCUGGAGGCCGGGGCGGAGCCCGCGGUGGCGGCGCAGCUGCGACGCGACAUGGACGACGCCGCCGCCGCCUACGAGCACACGUGCGCCAACCUCGCGCAGAUGUGCGACAAGUAUCAGAAGGCGGUGGAGCUGUGGCGGCGCUACCGGGACGCGGCGAGUGCUGUGCGCGCCUUCGCCGAGUCUCAGGAGGGCAGACUGCACGCGCUGCGACCAACAGACGCGCCCAAAGCAGCACAGGCAUGUCUAGAGCAAGAGGCACGCGUGGCGGAGCUGCGGUCUUUGGCUGCGCGCGUGGCAGCAGAGACGGGUUCGCGCGCGCUGCAGGCUGAUGCGGACGCGCUGGCGCGCCGCCUGCAGCUGGUGGCUGGUGCGGUGCGCGCGCUCGCGGACCUCGGAGAGGCGCGGGACCUCGCGCGCGUCAAGGCACAUCACGCCAAGGACAAGUUCUGUGAUAUGAAACAUGAUUUGGAUCCAGUGCACGAGGAAAGUGAAAUAGUGGAAGACAAAUUGAUUGCCUUGCGCGAUAAUUUAAUCGCCCUCGGCAAGAGCGAAGGGGAUAUCGCGCCCGCCAAGGCGGAACUACCCGACAUCGACCGGGACGUUUCCGAGGAGCACUCUAUAGUCAGGAUACUGGAACUAUGGCAGGCCAUGUUCCGGGACACCUUCCUGCACUACCACCGACUGUCCACGGCGCUGGUGAGGUCGGGCGACGCCGCAACCGCGCUCAAGCUGUGGCACGAGUACCUAUUAGACUUGCAAUCGUUCCUUUCCGGAUCGGUGCCGGCGGACUACGAGAACUUGACGGAACACCGCCGUCUGUGCCGAGUGCAUAGAAAUCUAUUGGCCUCGCAGAGGUCGGUAUUAGUUAACGAGAAUAAGGAGACAACGAACAGAGAGUUAGCCGACAAGUUCGACACGCUGACGAACCUACACAACGAGACGCUCGCACGGAUCGUAGAGCGACACGACGAAGUCUGCACCCGCAUAGCCGCUUGGGAUGACUAUAGAGAGAUAUACACUGAGCUGCUGAGGUGGCUGAAAGAGAUCGAGCGAGAGAAGGAGAAGCUGCAGCUCAGAUACGUCCACAUAAAGAGAGUCAAUAAAAUACUGUCGAAAAUUCAAAAUCUCAGCGACAAAUUACCCGAAGGCAGGAAGUUUGCGGAUAAAUUGUCGGUGUACCUCAAGAGAGUUCUAGUCUUUACGGACGACACGUACGGAGCUUCGGUGAGAAUGGAAUACGCCGGAAUAGUAAAACGAGUUGACAACUUACAGGCUAGUCUUGACACGUGGCGUGACUUCUUGACACGAAUACUCGGACUGAUUGGAGAAUACGAGAAUUUGACCGGAGAAUUACAUAAACUUUACUCGAGGACGCAAGACGAAAUCAUGUCGUACUCUGACGAUGAUCGCCUGUCGCGACCGCAGAUCAAAAAAGCGAUCGAAAAAUAUUCGGAAACAAGGAAGAAGAUAGAUAAGACUGAAAACCAAAUAGAAGCUCUGAGUGUAAUUCAGGAACAACUAAAGGAGUGCCUUAGUCCUCAAGACAUACGCAUCGUAAAUCAAAAAGUGUGGCAGAUGCGACAGCAGCGGGCGGACUUGGAGCAUCAGCUCUCGAUCAUAAUACACAGACUGCAAGAGAGGCUGGAGAUAUACACAAUAUUCACCUCGAGGAUAACAAGAUUCUCGGAGUGGAUGACGACCCUCGAAUCCCGUCUCGACACCUCGAGCUCCGAGGUGAACGCUCUGGACCCACAAGAUCUUAUUAGGAAGAUAAACUCUGACAUUCAGGCCGAGACCGCUCUGAAAGAACGAGAAUUUGAGUGGCUCACCGAAACUGGCAGCACCUUAGUCGACUUGUCUAAGAAAGACGAAAAAUCGUUCAGCAAAAACGUCUCCAAACAACUAAAGGACGUGCAGGAGCGGUGGCAGAGGCUGCAGGAGACGGGUCGCAGUAGGAUCGCCAAAAUAAACGAGCUGCUGGAAACGAUCAGUCAACUGGAGGAGCGUCUGACAGAAAUAAGACUGAAAUUACACUCGAUAGAGUCUAAGCUGACCGCAACGGUCGUCAUCGAGAAUCUUACCACGAGAGCCGUCGAUGAGAAAUUCCAAAAUCGCGAUGAAAUACACAAGAGCAUAGAACACGAAAGCGGCGAAGUCGGUGAAACCCUGAAUCUCUGCGAACUAGUCUUCAACGACCCCGACGCCCUGUCCGGCAACUUCGAUCUCAGGAACUUACGGACCGGAGUCGACAUCGUGGACAAGAAAUGGAAGAACAUUUGCGAGAUGUCCGAGCGGCGGAAGAACGCCCUCAAGGAGAUCCGUAAAUCCGCAGAAUUGGCGAACUCCCUGCUACCGAAGGUGGAGAAAAAAUUGGACGGAAUAGAGAAGAGAGUGGAGAAAGUCGAAAUAAGGAAACAGCGCGGCGACGUCGACGACGACAGCGUGUCGAAGGCCGCGCUAAAAGACUUGGACGCUCUCGAGGAGGACGUGAAGAGAUUGGAAGAUACGUACGGUCGGAUCGCGUCCACUCGCGGUGUGGAGCUGCGGGGCGCGGCCAGCGAGCACGCGGGCCGUCUGCGAGUGGCGGCGCGUCGCUGGCGUCAGCUGCGCGCGCGCAUCGCCGCCGCCGGCACUGACCUGCAGCGUCAGUUCGUGGCCGCGCACGGCAGCGCAGUCGUGGCUCUGGCCGAGGCCGACGUGCGGCUCACCAGGGCGCUGCAUCUCGCGCCCACGCCCACAGACAGCGACGCCACUCUCAAGGAAUUGGACGGUGUGGAAGCCGAGAUCGGCGAGUGCAGAGCGCUGGUGGCGGAGGCCGACCGGCUGGAGGCCGCGCUGGCGGGCGCCGGGGGCUCCGCCGCGCUGGCCGCAGAGUACCGCGCGCUGCUGCACGACGUCACCACGCGACUGGACCUCGCCAGGAGCUCCCUGCUCGCCGGCGCCGAUGUGGAUAGCGCCGUACAGGUGGACACGCUGACGUGGGAGACGGACGCGGCGCUGCAGGUGGACACCCUCACGUCCAAGGAGACGUACAGCGCCGAGCUGGCGGCCGCCGUCAGGGAGACCUCGGACGCCCUGGAGGCGCUGCGGACCGCGCUGCAGUACGAGCUGAAGGAGGACGCCGGCGGCGACGAGAUGGCCACCGCGGCCAAGGAGAUCGCCAAAGCCGGUGCCAAACCUGGCCAGACCCUGGAGUUGGCCAAACAUUUGUCAGAACUUUUACUCACUGAGUGCGAUGCGACGGAAGACGAAGCUAUGCUCAAAGAAGUCGAGUCCCUGUCUCUGAGAUAUGAGGAUCUGCUGACGCAGGCGAAGAAGCGUGAGCUGCAGAUCAACAACUUGAGGUUGCCCCACUCUGCGUCUUACGCUCUCACGUGCGAACACGAGUCCGGUCGGCUGACGUGUCCGCUGUGCUCCGACCGCAACUGGAAGCAGCUGGACAACGACCUGUGGCGACUGGAACAGUGGCUGCAGUUCGCGGAGGCCACGGACGAGGCUCGCACUGACCCACCUCACAACUACGACGCUCUAGAAGAUGCUAUACAGGACCACCGCGAGUUCCUUUUGGACCUGGACUCGCACAAGGCGCUAGUGGUGUCUCUGAACGUGGUGGGCGCGCACGUGGCGCAGCACGCGCGCGAGCCGGCCGCGGGUGAGCGUGCGCGCGCGCGUCUCGCCGCCGCCAACGCGCGCUGGGACGCCGCGUGCGCACGCGCAGCCGCCUGGCAGACCCGGCUGCAGCACGCGCUCGUCCACAACCAGCAGUUCCACGACAUCGUGGAGGAGCUAGUGGGGCAGCUGUCGGAGGCGGAGUCGUGCGUGAGGUCGCGGGAGCCGCUGCGGCUGCGGCGCGCUCCGGCCGAGCUGCGCGCUGACUUCCGCCGCUUCAGUGAACUGCGCGACGAGCUGGCGCGAGCUGAGCCGCGCGUGCAGGCGCUGCGGGACGCCGCCGCACUGCUGCACGGCGCUGACUCGCAGCACGUCUGCCGCAGACUGGGCGAGCUGCGCCUACGUCUGCAGUCUCUCCGCAAGCUGUCUGCGGUGUACGCGCUGAAGCUGGGCGCGGCGCUGGCCCGACACCCCGCAGCCGGACCCCCGCUAGCCGCAGCCGCAGCCGCCGCCCUCGCGCCGCAGCUAUUGGAGGAGGAGGAGGAGCAGAUGUCGCUGGGCCUGCCGCCCCUCUCCACCCCCCAGGGGCCGGUGUCUGAGGAGAGCGAGGCGCAGUCUCUGGGGCGGGUGCAGCGCGGGCUGCGCUUCGUGUGCAGAGUUGCGCGCGCUUCGCUCCCCUUCCAGGCGCUGCUGCUGCUGCUGCUGGGCGCUGCGGCCCUCGCCCCCCAAACCCACAACUCCCCCCACGCGUGCGGACCAGCACUCGCACUAGACCCCGUGCUCAGGUAUCCAGACGGACCCCCACCACUCUGAACACUAUGAACUGCGACCCCCAACAUAACUUUGUAACUACUCAAGACUUGACAAUUCAAAUGUGACACUCGGAUAGGAUAAUAUUGCUAUCUUUGUCUUCUUCAUAGAGAAUGACAGAGAUGGCAAUAUUUUCCGUAAGAAUUUUACAUGUUAACAUCAGAAGUAUGAGAUGUACGUAGUAGUAUUCCCAUGUACAUUCCUAGAUUUGAAACGCUGACGUCACAGGUCCACACCCUCUUGGACUUCGAGUACAACUUUGAUACGGCUCUUGUAAUCCAUCCCUUGUAUCCCUCGCCGUGACAAAGUGUACGGUUGUGACGUCAGCGACAAGUGUGCGUCGUACGUGACGGUCCGUGACUGUUCGUGACGGUCCGUGACGGUCCGUGACUGGUCGUGACGGUCCGUG